CGUCCUGCGGCGUACGAAUACGGCAUCGGUAUUUUUCAUGGCGGUCCGUCCGACGGCCAGUUUCAAAUAAACCGCCGUGCAGCGCGCUCCGUGUUUUGUCGCUCGAGCCGCAUUUACAAUUUGUUUUUUUUUUAAAUUUUUUUUUAUCGUGCUAUUAUUUCGUCGAUUAAUAAUAAUUAUAAUAAUACAGCAGUUCGUAUUUCGUCGUGUUCGAAUUCGGAAUUUUUCCGUUUUUUUUUCCACGUCGUCGGUUGUGUGUGUAUAAAAUAAUAAUCCGUCGUCGGUUGGUCGUAUACGAAAAAAUAAGUGCGCGCGAUAGAGACGACCGGUGCAAUCAUGAUGUGCUCUAAUAUCGAAUUCGGAUAAAUUUCGUCGGAUACCUCUUAUCACUACUGUUAUUAGUCUGCAUUUCUCUCUCUUUUUCUUUCUCCGUUUAUCGAUUGUGAUUUAUCGUUAAAUUAACGACGACGAGAAACCAUGAAGAGAAGAAAUCCGGGCAGGACGUUCGUCGGUACGUGCAUACUGUUGGCGUGCUGGACGUUGGCCGCGGGACCCGACGGAGCUUCGGGUAAAUACCUACCUGUACUUUUACGUCGAGAAAUCGACAAACCGUAACUCGCGUGUCCAUCGCGCGCGGCCGCGAGUUACGGCGCCGUUUUAAUUAUAAAAUCGUUAAUAAUCGUUUCGAUUAUAAACGUCGACUCGGUAUAUCUACCUGUGCUUGGAUACGCGAUCCUACAGGAACUUUUAGCGUUGUUGAAACGGAAUAAAAACGCCGUUUUUUAAAUUUUUAUAAUCUCGUACUUUUGAUUCUCGAUUCUCGAUUCUGGUAACUAUGAAAUUGUUAUUGUAUACUUCUCUCUCUCUCCCUCCCUCGAUCAAAAAUUGUAAUUCGGGUGAUUUUUCCCGGUGGUUUUGCUACACGCGCGUUACAACCCUAGAGAUUUAAACGCUGGCUUCUCGGUCGUUGUUUCCGGUGGUGUGAUUGCGCCGAAAACGAAAAGCGCGUAGGUACCUAUAGGUAGGUAGGUAAAACAAAAGUUUCAGAAUUUUUCGCCUAUUUUCCCCACUAAGCGACGUCGUUCGUUUCAUAUCACCGUGACAAUAAUAUAAUACGUAGAGUGCAGUAAAUAAUAAUAUUAUUAUAGACGUUUUGGACUCUGUGUUUAUCUUCGAAAACAACGCUAUCGCGACACCGCGUUUGUUGACAUUAUAAUAAUAAUCAUAAUAAAAUAUUAUUGUAUGAUCGGUAGGUAAUAAAAUAUACAGAUAAAUAAUAUUAGGUAUAUUAUUAAUUUCAAAUUACGAUAACGACCGAUUAUCGUCCGAAACCGAUCCGAUCAACAAGUCGACGACGGUGCGGCGUGACAUUGUCGGGCUUCGGUGGUUUGUCGUUUGUGCGCGCGUCCGUAAUCCGUGCGUCUGUGUUAUACGCACACCCUGUAGUUCUUUUCCGGCACAAUGCGGCCAGACGUCAUGUGCACCUUUAAUAAUCACGCACAACCGAAAAUAUUAACAUUAUAAUAAUGUCGUCGGGUACGUGCCCAGGCGUUCCCAAAUUUUCGUCGUUUCAACGUGAUACUAUGUAUUUUUUCAGCUUUUCGUGCGAAAUCCGCGUGAUUAUUAUUUGGUUACCAUAAAUGUGUUACUUGCCGCCGGUCUGCACCGCGCGUCGGGUAAUAUAAUAUAUCGCCCACUUUCCCCACACGACCGUUUCCCCUUACGACCGUUUCCCCUUCGACGAUAUUUACGAUUCCGGACGUAAUUUUGUUACCUGUUUAUUUAAGGAACAAAAGCAAAGCACGGAUUGUGAUCGAUUAUAAUAUCGUUAGAAAACCGGCCGCCGACGAGAAAACCGUUCGAUCGCCGCCGCGUACGAUUCAUCGCAUUCGGGGUGUCGAUUUUCGUUUUCGAUUCUCGGUCGUAUCGCGCGGAUUUUAAACGCCGCGGACGGAGAAAAUGUACGGGGUCGGACCGCCGCCGGGGUUCGGUUUGUCGGUUUUGGCGUAUUUCUGGACCAAACGGUCGUCGUCGUCGCCGGACUACGGACGGACGCGAUUCGCCGACCAUGACCGGACGGCGUAACGAGAACGUCGUUGGCGGCGCGUUUAUUUAAAUUGGUUCAUUGGCUUCGAAUUAGUGAAUCGCACGCCAGACCAGACACCGUCGCGGCGGCGUUCGCGUCGCGUUCAAUUAGCCGCGUUUAUUGUUUUGUCGGCCGUGCGUAUACACGACAACAAACACCGGCGCGCGGCAGCCGUCUCCGCGAUUUUCGGGCGCCUAAAUCUCCAGCGCAUCGCGUCACGUUCGUCCGUCGUUACGAUAUUAUUGUUAUCGUGACGCGGCGACACGAUUUCGCGCAGAACCCCAGCGAUCGCGCGCGUAUCGUUCGAACCGUUAACGCGAUAUUAUCGCGUUAAUCUACGCGGUUCAAUUGCGACUUUAUCGUUUACUGCUCAGAGCGCUGUUUUUUUUUUUCACCCGACUCGUUUUCGGUUCUUCCGCGGGCAGUAAUUGUUUGCGCGUGACAAGCCGAGCUUAUGAAUUCGCGCGCCCGCAUAACGAACGCGUUUUCGAUCGUAACGGUUUUUUUUUUGUCCCGUCCCCGUCGUCUCUCCCCCGGGCGCACGUCGGGCGCGCGCCGCUUUUGGGCAUCCCUGUCGUCCGUCGCACGGGGGCCGGGUGAAUAUUGUCGUCACGGUCGACCGGGGCGCCCGAAAACCCUCCUCACGCGCCGCGCACACACAAAACAACCCCUACUCACCUCCGCCGCCACCACCGCCGCCCCGGUCGUGGCCGCCCGGAACAUCUGCGCGGCGGGCUCUCCGUCUCUAUUUCUCUCUCUCGUUCCGUCUCGCUCGUGUUCACUUCCUCUCUUGCUCGCUCCCUCCCGUGCUUCUUCAUCACCGUCCCUCUCGCCGCGUUUUUCGCUCCACCGCCGUCGUCCGGUAUGUGCACCGUAACCGCCGCCGCCGUCUGCAGCUGUUUACAUGUAUACACUGUAUUUUUUCGUCGGGCGUCCGCCCAACACGCGUCCGCCAAACAAGUGGUCCCCCACCGAGAGAGCACCGCGAAACGCGACGGACACGCGAGUCCCGUCGAAAAUUCGGAAAUAUUGCACCCAGGUAUACACGACAAUAUUACACCGGUCGAUUCUCGAAAUAAUCGUUUUCAACGAGCGCGUACUCCUUACGCCCAAUGCUCUCGGCUACGUUUUUGUUUUUUUUUUUUCUCGGUCCUCAACUCGUUCCGCGGUUAUAUCGCGGACCAGUUUUCGGCGCAGGGGUGCGCGUCGCCGUGCUCCCUAGGGUAUAACCGUUACAAAGACGCAGCAGCAGCGAGUGCCCGUCGCAGUUCCCCCGACGAAAACGCGCAAUCCUCCUGCCUCUACCAGCGUUAACGCGCAUGCGAUUUGAAAUGUAUUCGACGUGACGCGUUCACUCGUCGGUGUUGUCUCGAAGCGAGUUUUAGCGCAGAGUUGCCGACGGUAAGUGAUAACGGCCAGCCAACGACGCUCGCGCUAUUGACGCUCAGAAUGAUACGAUUUACGCGGAACCAUACAAUAAACUAGAGUACUAACCGCCUCAUAUUAUUAUCAUAUACAGACGUUUAUCGUCGAAGCCGUUAAGUCCGAGGCCCUUAUCCUAUAUGUACUUUCGUAGCGUGAUAACUGUCGAACUCCUCUUUUUAUACCGUCGUCACCGCGGUUGUCAACGGGUAUAAAUUACCCAGAUAUAAAACAGUACGUUAUCGCGUUGUAACACGCGGGCCUCGAAUCGCGAGUGACGGAUUGCAGACUUCGCUUCUUAUCGCCGGUUAGCAAUCCAUAGUUUAUACUGUGUGUGAUGAUAAUAUAUAUAUGCGAUUAUUGACAGAUUCGUCUCGACCGUUAGCUGCAGCUGUCAAGUCCAAAAACGAACGGUUCGUCGUCGGAGCGCCGCCGGUGCUCGCGUCUGAGCGUCCGAAACGAACGUCGCCCACCCUCUCUCACUGGUCCGCGUGUAACGCGAGCAAAAACAACGGGCGGCGGUGACUGCGCGAUUUUAUUAAUUUAUCGUGUCGGAAGACAACGGGCACGGACGUUCACCGCGGAUGACAAUUGAAAUGGCGCGGCCUACGCGCGCUCGGCGCCGCCGCCGCCGGAACGCCAAUAAUAAUAUUGUGAGCGUGUCUGGUCGCGCGUAGACGUCGAAAAAUGCGUCCCGCGUGUUUAUGAUUACGAUAAUAAUAGGAUUAUCGAAUGUUAAUGUAUUUUAUCGUUCGGGGCACUCCUUAAAAAAAAAUAACAAUAAUAAUCGGUACUCGUAUGUACAGAGAACGACUGAAUAUUAAACCGUGUAUCGUAACGCGUGAUGCGUGUAUUUUGUACGGUCGUAAUAGCGGAAGACCAAGAGAAUCGGCGCCGCGGUUCUUUUUCGGAUUUUCUUCGUUUUCGUAAAAUUCGGUUUUUUUUUAUUCUACUUUCGAACGAGACCGGCUUUAACGACAAGACUUCUCCGACAAUCGGCGCUGCCCGACGCUAAUCGGGGCCGAGAAGAGGGCGGCUUUUGUUGAAAGUAUUUCGAUAUUUUGCCAAUCCGUCCGAUAUUUGAAUUCAUCUCUCAAAGUCGACUUUCAAACAUUUUUUAAUUAAUUUUAUUUUUUAUACAAUUUUUUUAUUACUUAGUACAGGGCAAUAAUUUCAAAAAAAAAAAAAUCUGAACAAAUCUCGCAUUCGAUUAAACUUCAUGACGAAUUCUAGCGUGUUCGGAAAUUGUAUCCGAUUAUACCAAGACCAGACAGUCGAUACAAUGUGUAUUUCGAUAGAAAACUCAGCCGCGGUGUCGAAGCCUCUUGAGAUAAAAGCAAGUUCUGUAGAUAUUGUUAUAGAACUACAAAUUCCUCAUCUCGGUACAAAUGUAACAGUGUAACAGUGACGCCUUAGUAUGAAACUUUUUGCUUUUUCGACGCUUUCACGCGGAUUUUUUUUUUUCAUGAGUUCCAUUGUAUUUUUUUACCGAUUUAUUUUUAUUUUCUUCUUCUUGGUUAUAUUUUGGUGUUCAUUUUUAACGCGUUAUUCUAUUUGGAUUAGUGCGUUUUUUUUUGUGAGAAUUUUAAGUGUUUUGUAAACUGUUUUUCUCGGCAGAUUCUGCAGGCGCCGCUGGGAUAUUAAUUUUAUAGGUUUUUUAGCCCGUUAAAUUUCACCACCCUGCUAUUAAACGUUAUUAUUAUUAUUAAUUUGUUAUUAAUUAUAAAGUGACAUUUUUACUGCGAACAAAUUUAACGGGUUCUUCAUCUCGAGCCGUACCGCGUACUCGGCGCCAACGCGCCCAGACACAUAAAACAUUUCGGAUAGGUCAAUAAUUUUCGGAUUCAAGUGUCUAAAACCCAUCGAGUCGCGUGAUUUUUCACAUCAUACGAAAUGCACAAAUAAAAAUCACGAUUUUCGUCCGUUCGUGUCAAAUGUAAAGGGUUUAAAAAAAUAACAACAAGAAAACGAUAAUUUCGGAUAUUUAUCCGAUCGCGGGAUCCACCGCUGUAUUACGUGCGUUCCGCGUGUUGUGUUUACGCGAUUUAGAGACGAUAAUAAUAUUUACGACGUGUGCGCGUUUACAUAAUUUUGUUGUUUUCUCGUCAGACCGUAAAAAAAAAAAAAAAUCGAUCGUGAAAACAUUUUCGUGUAUGACGCCACACGUGUCGGGAACGGAUUUAGAACUACAAGCUCGUUUAUUUUUAAAUCCGUCGUUUUCGAAUUAAGAUCAAAUUUUAAUUACACUCGAUUAUAUUAUUCGGACGUACAGUCGUCGGGGAUUAUUCGGUUUUUCUCCUCGCCAGGUUUCGUUUUUUCGACCAAAAAAAAUAUAGUCUCUAUAGGUGUUUUUUACACGACGAAACAAAAGUUAUUGUUUAUUCACACGACGCAGACCGACGACGUGUUACUUGUUUAAAAUUUCACGUAUUCGCAAAUAUUUGUUGUUCGUCGUGUACCGAUUAGUUCGUUAUUAUUGUGUUCACCGUAUAUCGCUUCGAAAUUGGCGUUUCGGUGAAAAUUAAUGUUUCUUUUUUUUGUUAGCCUACAUAUUAUAAUAGGCGGUAAAUAUGAACUUAUAGACUAUGUAAUAUUUUGCAGUAUUCCGUCCAUUAGAAUGUAUAGUAUAUAGUAAGUAUAUUCUAUAAUAUAGAAUGGUCCGAUUAAAUUAAAUAUACGCGUAGUAUUAUUCACAUAAUAUUCAAUUACGCGAUUCUUUAAGUGUAAUUCGUAAUACAGGUAUAGAAUUAAAAAUUAAGAUUAAUGAUGAUAUUAUAAUGAUCGUACCGAUGAUUAUUUCGAUAGUUUAAUUGGCUUUUAUCGAUGUUUAUUAAAUAUCCGAUAAAAUUGGCGUAUCAAUAUCAUCAUCAUAACAUUAUCUCACUAAACGAAUCUCUCUGUAGCAAUGUGUGUGUUCGGUUUCCAUUGAAGACACCGACCGUUCGUAUAUUCUGAUAAUAUAACUGGUAGUUAUGUAAGGAUAUAAUAUAGUUUUAUUAGAGACGACUUUCCGCCAUCAUAGUCAGACUCAAAUAUUAUCUGAUACUUUGAUUUAGUACUAUUAAUCACUAAUAAUUAAUACGGGAACCUGAGCAUUUAAUUAUUUCUCUACGGCACUUACCAUAAAAAAAGAAACCGGCUCUAUCGAUAAAAGUGGUUAGGCUAUCGCGGUAGUCGGAUGUAGACACAGGCGGAUUAUUUUUAUUUUUCUGAUCCGGUCCUAAUUAUUUGAGUUUGUGCAGUAAAGUCGGGCGCUUUAGACGAUCAUAAAAUACUUAUAGCUCGGUUAUUCAUUUCAGCCGAUUCCAAUUAUCUAUUAAAACGUUCUCCGCGUAUAAUAUUGAGCGGCGCUAAAUAAUUACAGUAUAUACUGAAAUACCACACGCGUUGGAAUGUUUUUCUUCAAUGAAAAUAUGUUUUCUGUUUUUAAGCGACUCUAUGUGUAUUCGGAUAUCGAGCGCGUUUUAGAAUCCGAGCGACGUUAAACAUUAAGGAGUUUCAAAAAUACGUCAAUUCUCUCAAUCGAUUCCCUUAAUUAUCGACAGUUAUCUUCGGGGGGAGGGGAGGGGGGUAAGGGGCACCUCCUCGCGUGUAUUUGCUAACUCGCCGAUUGUGCGUUCCGCGAAAACCUAAUAAUACGUGCGGAUAUUAUGAGUGUAAAUAAUACGUUUUUAAGUGUCCUCAAUAAACGCGACGACGACGGAACGAUAAUCGUCGUUUUUUCGUUUCCGUGUGUACACGUCUACGAAAAAAGAAAACCCCCGGAUCGUGUUUGCUCGUCAUUUCGGUACGUUUCCGUCGUCAUAACGGUAUAACUCUCGGGUAUAUAUUAUACCUAUUCAAAUAAUAAUAUAUAGGCGAUAAUAUCGUCGAGGGGUGGUGGGGAGGUGCACGGGGUCCGUCGUCGUCUUUAUCACCUAUAUAAUUUGUCGUAAAACCGGAGACGGAUAGCACGUGUGUGAGUGUGUGUGUGUGUGUGUGUGUGUGAUGUGGAGUCGGCGGCGGCGGUGGAGGCGACGACGAACAACAGGUAGUAACACAGCCAAGGUUUUCGGAGGUCUCCUUGUCGUAAUAAUAAUAAUAAUAAUAAUAAUAAUAAUAAUAUAGUCGCGUAUACCCGGACGGUCUUCCGUCCGUCGGCCAUGUUGCCGGGUCUCGUACGUGUAAUGUACGUGUAUAAUAGUAAAAUAUCGUAUAGCCCAUUGUGUCGUGCGGUCGCGCGUCGUAACAUCACACGUAAUACUAUACGCGCGUAUAUUAUAGAGGCGCGCGCACGAGGAGUUCGAUUCAAUCCGGUCGGCGACGGUUAAAUCGCACGACGACGACGGCCAUCUGUGUGUGUGUGUGUGUGUGUGUGUUUGUGUUUAUUACAUACGCGCGUACGGCCGGCAAUAAUAAUACAACGGCGACAAUAUCGGACCCUGUACGCAUUUUAUGUUAUACGAUAAUGUUAUGCGUACCGGGCGCGUGCAAAGACGGCGGCGGACACGCGUGUACGGAACAGUAACGUACGGCCGACUCGGCGAGUCCGGGGGUACGUCGUAGUCGCGGCGGAUCUACACGAGCGGUACGAUGACAACAGCAAUAGUGAUUAUUAGAUAUGAACAGUAAAAAGUGCGCGCGGUUAAAAAACCGUCGAAAAAAUUAUCUCGAUGAACCGACCGGCGACGCGCCGAUUUCAUAGAUUCGGUCUUGCGCUCUGUUCUUACCGUGUAUGUAUUACGCGAACAUCAUCGAUAUGCCGGUUGAGUCCUGCCCCGGCCGUAUAAUGUACAACAUCGACUUUGCGGGAGUUUUCCAACAGCGUGUUUUACAUCCACAGUCGUCGGGUAGGACAACGGGAAAACUGUCGUUCGAUUUGCCUAAUGUACUCCGGCUUUCGGAUCUGUAAUUUUCAGCUCUGUAAAAAAAUAGCCCGAGAGUGGUGUUUAACUCGCGAGUUCUGCUCAGAAUCGCAGGCGUCCCACGUAAAUCCGAUACUUUUCAGAGUUAAAAAACAAAACGAAACAAUUCGUAAUCUACUGGAACAGCGCUUGUAAAACCGUGUACCGCUUGCGUCCGUGUUAUUGUGGUGACGUUCGGGUUGAUGAUGCGCGCGUGCGUGUCUGUAUACGGAUAUACUCUGCCGCUCGCUGGCGAUUCAGAAACGGCGUGCUCAAUAAUCCUAAAUAAUAAUAAUAAUCAACUAAUAACGGUGUAGCAGUAGAAAAAGAAAUUAAAAAUUAAAAACCGAGGUAAUCGAAAAAAAAUAUAAUAAUAAUAUCGUGUGUAAUGGUCGUCGUACACGGCCGCGCAGAGCGCUGUGCGGGCGCUCUCAUUGCAUUUCCGUUGUUUGGACCGAGUGAAUUGAAUUGCGGACCCGGGCCAUGAUUCUUUUUGUCUUUGGCGCAAUACACUCUGCUCGUCUGUAAUAUAAUAACAUAAAAAAAAAAAAUAAAAAAAAUACGAUAUGAUACGGUGUAGUUACAACACAGCGCGGUAUAUUAGCACCGACUCGUUUUUUUAUUUCAUUCUAUUAAGCGCCGACACCGCUGCCGCCGUCACCCCGAUGAUAUCAUGACGGCCACUGUCGGCAGUCGCCCGGCCGUAAGCCGUUGGCGAAUUAACGACCGCUUAAUGGAAUACUUCCUGCCCCCCCCCUCUCCCUCCCCUCCGGUUCUGGACCGGAUGAGUUCAUCAUGUGUAUGUGUGUGUGUGUAUGUAUGUAUGUAGAGCGCCCGAGAGUAGCAGCGAAACAGCGACACCGAUGUCGCAAGGGAUUUUUCUCUCUCCGUUAUUAGUCAAUAUAUUUACUAACUGGAGGUAUAGCGACGGGUCGGUCUGGGUACCGGGAAAAUUUUUCGUCUGUCGUCGACGUUUUAUCAUAGAAGCAUUUAGAGUUAUGUUGUGAACGGCGAAAACUAUAACGCGGCCAGGGCCCAGACAGGAAUCCGCGUUCCCCUGCUGUGGCCAAGCCCAACCCCGGACGAUGGACUCUUUCGAAUAUAGUUUAUUGCGUUGUAAAACCGCCGGCAGUCUAUAAACUUAACACCGACGAUGAUGACAGAUUUCGAUAAUUUAGAUAAUAUGAACCAGUGGCGUCGAAGGCGGGGUUAUGGUCUUGUCAAGACCAGACCUUAUUUUUGGGGCGGUGUCGGUAUAGUGACAGUGGUUAACGGAUAAAAUUCCUCUCGCGCGUUUAAAUAGUAUUUUUAAAAUCAGGCAAUCGGAAUAAUAUUUUACAAUUUGUUUGAGCUUUGACCAUUGUGUUUGCGCACAACACCAUAUUUAUUAUAUUCUGAGUUUUUAUUACCUAUAUUUUACAAAAUACCAUAAGGACAUGAUUUUAUAACGCACAAAAAUCCAUAUAAAGACGUGCUAGAAAUAUGCAAUAAAAAUUACGAAAUAAGUAAAACUACAAAAUGUUCAAUAUACCAAGGAAUAUUUUUAUAAUAUGUAAAUAAAAGUCAGGGCGCAGAGGACGAAGCAAACCUGAUGGGUCUGCUUAUAGGGAGGCGGUGUUUAUGACUUCCUUCUAACAACUAUUAUAUGGACUAGACUAUUUCAAAACUGCAGAUUCUACUGAUAUGAAAUAUCAAUAUAAUAUUCGAUGAAAUAAUAGUUCGAAUGGGACCAUAAUAUAUGGGUUCGAUAUAGUAAAUAUUCGGUUGUGCCCAUCGCUAUAUAAUAUAGUACGAUGUAUUAUACUGUUAGUUGAUAUGCAUAAUAUUAUUUAUCGUCACAGAUUUGUCUUAUGACAAUAUCAUUGUUUCCCGGAGAAGAAAAGCUAGUCAAUCUCUGGCGGUUUUUAAAUUGUGUCCAUUGUAAUUGUUUCCCCUUAAAUUUUCCCUCCGGUAUACAAUGAGUGUGCUUCCGAAUGUAAUUACGUUGAAUUCGCUUAUACCGACGAGUAUUAUAUACGAAAUCGAUUUGGCCCUUCUUCCCAAACGUAAGAAUAUCAUCAUUAUUAUACACAAAUACACGUUUUUAUAUCCGGGCGGGCGUAUAUGGUGCAAUAAGUAUUAACGUUUUCGACGGAUUUAGGUCAAAAAGCGCCGUCGCGUAUUUUACGACCCUGUAUAAUAUCGUACGUGUAUGUAACACGUCUCCGCGCGCGCACCCCGGGUUACGGUUUCUCACGUUAACCCUUUCUCGAAAAAUAACCGAAAUUCGUUCCGGCAUUAUUAUACUCGUAUUGUAAACAUUCCCAUCGCAGCCCUUCUUGUGAAAAUAAAUAAUGUGUUUUCAGGCGCGAUCGUAUACCCAAUAUGUAAUAUAUUACAAAGUUUUACGAUCCUUCCCGUCGAGUUUUUGAGUACCAAGGUACCUAUAGUUUCUAGAUUCUCAAAGCGAACCGAUGGUCAAAACGGAAUAUUUUUUAAAAAACCAUAACGACUUGUGCACACACCACUGCAUUAUUUAUACCAUAUAUCUAUACGUAUAUACUUGUAAUAAUAAUGAAGGUGUUGUGUUUGACCACGGCGAGGCGUGUCUACGCAUAUAUAUUGGAAUGCCUAGAGUUUUUUUUUCUUUUCUUCUAAACGCUGAACAAACAAAACGCAAUAUAAUAUUAUGCCAUACGUUCUUUCCAGAAAGAUAUAUGCUAAUUCGGAAUAUAAAUAUUAUAUAUAGGUAUUAUAAUAUUAUUACAGUUGUGUAAACAAAAAAAACAAAAAAUGAAAACCACUAAAGACUUACGAUAUUUAUUUUUUAUUAUUUUUUUUUUUUUAGGGUCCACCGGGAUCGUUUCGUGCUCGCCUAACCCAUGUCUUCACGCGGGUACUUGUUACAUGAAAAGGACCGGAGAAUACGCUUGCAAGUGAGUACAACCAAAAUAAAUGAGACAAUAUUCAAUAUAUUGUGGUUCCAGGGACUUAAGUAAAUGUGUUGCCUGUUAUUUUUCGGUCUAAAUGAUAUAAUAUUGCAGUAUUUAUAUUUUAAAUACACGUUAUACUGAAUGUUAUACUAUGUGGUGUGCACUUUGGUUGGCAAAAUAGACGUAUUUAUUAUUAUUACAGCAAUUUAGCCGUUUAAUAAUUAUGCCAUUUAGUUUCAUUUACUUGUAUGAAAAAACCAUACGAAUUCACUUGAGCCCCGGGACCAAAGAUAUAAUUUAUAUUAUCUAGUUUUUAAGCGACGCGAGUCCGAGGACUCGUUUCGGUAUUUCAGGUUAUAAUGCAUUAUGUUUACUCAAUGUCUGCGAUGCGCAUACUAUACUAGGCAAAUACGUCGAAAUUGAUCAAUUUUGUCGAAUGUUGAUGGUGUUACUGCGUCUAACUGAAAAUCGUUUUACGGUUAAUUAUCGAUUGUGAAAAGAAAAAACAAUAUACAAAUUACACAAAAACAACUACUGUGAAACAGUCGUUGACCGAAAGUGUUUUUAGUGCGAUUCGGGUGUAUUAUACUCUAUACUGGCUAGGUAUAUACCUAAUAGUUUUAUUUUCUUGGCGCAAUAUAAAAAAAUAUUUCAAUUUCGGUUUUCGUACAACAUAAUAACCAUAUCGCUCAACGUUUUUUUACUGCGAAAUGACUAUGUAAAUAACAGAAUAUUAUUACGUAUUAUUGACGGCCUGUAAACAUAUAUAAUAUUAAAAUGUGAUGAUAUAAUAUAAUAAUGUAUUUGAAACGCGAUCCGCGGGUAAUAAUAUCGUUAAAUUGUAUUGUCCGCUGCAGUGUUCCUUACAAUAAUAAUAAUAAUAAUAACAUAUGUUAAAAAGUAUCCGUCAAAGAUUUUUCCAAACGUAUUUAUAUAAUAUCUAAAUAUAUGUCGAAAAAAAAUUUAAAACCUAUUCGAUCUCUGUCCUUGUUUGUUGUAUUUUAAAAUUUAUACGUGUAGGUUUACACUGGUACCUACACAUCACUCGACUUUACGGAUAUAAUUUAUCGAUUUAUUCAAAUAUACUGCAGCAGGCGUGUAGGUUUUUUUUAGUAAUGAUGAUCGGAUCCGCACUAAAAUGGCGAAAUUUCCGAUUUUGCGCAUUCUCUCGAUUAUAGUCCCCUUCGAGUACCUUUCUAUUAUUUUAUAAAAUUGUGAAUGUAAGUGCAGAAGGAGUUUGAAGGAUUGGAUAUAAGGGUGAAAAGGGGUUUUUUUUAACUAUUUGUUUAUUGCGCUUUGAACCGGAAUUCAUGAUGGCAAUGAUAAAUAAUAAUCAUAAUGGCCGUGGAAUAAUUAAAAAAAAAAAAAUGUUCAAUUUGUCGUUAAUUUUCUUCGGCCAUGGGGGUUUACAGACAUUUUUUCCGUGACCAUUUUUGUCCUUAUAGCCGUGUUGUAAUAUUACCGAUUACAGCGCACUAUAGCAGACGAAUAAUAUCGGACGGUAAACAUAAUAUUGAACAUUGUCGUGUUUUUCGUGGUCGUUCCCGGCCGAUACUCUCGCGGUCUUUGAUAACAUGACGCGUUUCGGUUGUAUACCUACGUACACGGGUUAAAAUUGAAUUACAAUAAUUGAAUAAUGUAAUGUAUUGUUUGGUCCGGGACGACGCGCGACGGCGGUACACGUAUAAUUUACCAUAGACCAUCAUCGUGGUGAUAGACGUCGCGUUAUCAAAACGGCCCCCGUGAUUAUAAUAUAUGAAAAAUAGUUUGAAUAUUAUUUUUGUAUUAUUAUCCGUCAUUCGAGACGAAUCAAAGUAUAUUGUAAUAAUAAUAAUAACGUAUACCUGUAUAGGCAGCAGCAUACGCGUUUAGGAAUUCAUUAAUUUUCGUGGGACGAAAUAAAUCGAACGGCGGCGGCGUCGAUAAUAUUAUUAUUUAAAUUAUUAUGCUCUGUGUGUAAUGUUUUCCGGUCGAAGAACUAAUAACAAUAAUCAUCUAUUAUUCGUAUUAUCGGAUCAAUGCGAGAUAGUAUUUCGAUGCUGCAGUAUAAUACACCUAAUAUACAAUAUUAUCGCGUUUCAGAACACGUUUUAUUUUUACUAACGAUCGCCCCGAGAGUCCGAUAUGUAAGGUUUUAAAUUGUUUUUAUUAAAUUGGCGUGUUGAAAUAUAGUUAGGUAUCUAUGUGUAUUUACGAUUUUUUUUCGUUUUUAUCGCUUCAAAUUUAUUAUACACGAGUAUGAUAUCAUUGUAUUAUACUCGGAAUCGGCCGUGUAUCGUAAGUCGUAAAUAAUAUUUUGGGAAUUCUGCUAAUGAACAAUGUGCGGUAUUAUCGUAUAUUUAACAGUGACGCAAUGAGCGGUUUAACAUUUUUGCGGUGGGAAGUAUUUGCCCAAAAGUCGAGAAAUCGUUUGCAUAAAAUAAAAAGUGUAGGAUUCGUGUAAAAUCCGCGAAAAUAAAUUACGAUUGCAGCAUUACGCGCACUGUACAACAUAUUAAUAUUAUAACUAUAUAAGCCCAUAAUUGUUGAUGCGGAAUUCAUGCAGAUGAUUCGAUGGAUAUAAUGAUGUUGUUCGACGUUUUUUGAAGUUUUGACGUCUGGGAAAGUUUCUAUGUUAUUCCUUAUCAGUAUCUAUCGCUCGAUGGCCCGUAAAGCAACUCACUCGAUGCGACCCCAUGAGAGAUCUAGGAUCUAGUCUUUCUAUAGCCGGCACGAGCUUAUCGAUAUUCGAUGCUAUUUUGACGUUGUCCUCCUACUCACAACCGAAACGUACAGUUUAAAAUUUGACAUCACGCUAUAAAUCGUAAUGACGGUCAGUAUUUUAAGGGGAUUACGACCAGCGUGUUUUUAAAAAUUUUAUUUCCUAAAAAUACCGCGUCAAAAACCCGCCAGCUUUACCGCCGCUCGGGAAACGUGAAAUCGAAAAGAAAAUACAAAAAAAAAACCAAAAUGAACCCGUUUUGUGAGACAAUAGGCAUAUAAUAUGGGUUUACCUUACAAUGAUAUUAUAUAUAGAAACCCGCGUUUUGGGGGACGGUGAUAAUAAUUAUCGUCCGUCGUGUUCUAUAUGUGUAUAUAUAUUAUAUAUUAUAAAUUAUACACAAUACCGUGUGUACACAACAUUACCUACUGUCCACACAGCGUUAUUAUAACCGGGUAGUGUAUCGUGGACCGUGUCUAAAAAAUAAACCAAAAAAAAACCCUAUGUAUACCGAGAUCGGUAAAUCAUCGCGGCGGCGUGGGCGAGCGGCCUUGAAUUUUUUUGUUGGUAAAACGUGAUGAUCGGUAAUCGUCUCCGCGGCGAUAUACUGUGGGGCAGGAGGAUCGAGCCGCGGGUAUAAGGAGAUCGUUGACCAAAGAUAAUACAAUUUGUCACGGGUGCCGCCGUCGCCGAGUAAAAAACACACACACACACACACACAUAGAGCUCGUAUAUUUAUAUUAUAUAGCUAGCGCUCUUGUUUACAUUGCCGCUGGUCUUAUUGGCUAUGGCUUUGAACAAAAAAAAAAAAAAAACCGUCUAGAAAAUUUUAAUCGAUUAUCUUUCGUGUGCGUCCGUCCGUCCGUCGUUUUUUUUUCUUUCAAGUCAAUCGAAUUUUUUUCUAUCCCUUCUCAUAACGCCGCUAUGGGAAAAAGUACACAUACCCCGGGUACCUAUAAUUGUUACUGUUGGUUGUAUCGGCUUCUAUUGACGAAAUCGUUACUGCAGACGACGCACGAGCGCACGAGUGUGUCGCACCCCCUCUCCCUUUUCUUAGCGGCAUAUAGGUAUUGUACGAGCGUUUAGAUAAUUUUUUUCGUCGUAAAAUUUGAUGGGGGGGGGGAAUUCGUUUUUCAUUGAGUAUAUUGUAUAGGGAGGGACAAAAUGACGUCAUCGGGGGACGGUGGCCCGGGCUUGCGACGACCGGAGGCGCUCUGCCCUGAGUUUUUUUUCAUUUUAUGAUUGGCAUUCUUUCGUGGUAUGGGAGUUGGAAAUUACAUUAUGAACGGUGUAUUGUGGGAGCUAAUAGGUAACUCUAACAAAAAAAAUAAACGAAAGAAAGAAUAUAAAAAAAAAAACGUCACAUUUUUACUCACUAAUAACAGCGCCAACGACGACGACAACACGAUUUACAUGUUGCUGGUGAUGAUGCGCGUGUACGGUGUGUGUCGUGCGUGCGUGUGCGCGGUGCGAGUCAAAUCGGUAAUGACAAAAACUCAUAUGCAUAAUAUUGUUAUUAUUAUUAUUGUAGUACACUCUCGGCACCAUAGUAAAUUUCAUUUGUAAAAAAAAGAUUCUCUCACAGGGCAAUAACGACGAUAAAAAAAAAUAUAAUAAUAAUAAUAAUAAUAAAUACGUGUAAUACAAAUAAAAUAAUAAUAAUUCGUAAAAGCUUGUUCACUGCGUGUGUAUAGCUAUCAGCUAUAGCGUAUAGUUCUUCAACCCGCGACGUUUUUAUUUUUUUUUAUUGUCCUCGAAAUCAAUCCCCGGUGUUAUCUCCGUCGAACACCAGUGCGGUGGCGUCUUACACUCGGCCUAAUACAAUAAUACGAUAUUAUAAUAACAUCUAUAAUAUAUAUACGUAUAAUUGCCGCCCCAUGCCUUUUGUCCACUCGUUAACGACUCGUAUUCAAAAAAAAAAAAAAAAAAACAACUAUUUCUACCGCUAUAAUAUAAUAUUAUAAUAAUCUCGUAAGCGUGUAGGCAACGUUCCUAGAGAGAGAGAGAGAAAGAGACGGAAACCAAAACCCGAAAUAUUAAAACCGACGGAAUUUUUGAAAUAUUUUUUUUUUUAUAAUUACCCGCGAAUAUUCACAUAUACGAGCAAAUAAUGAGAUGAAAAAAAAAUGGCAACUAUCUUAUACCAUGUUAUGUUAUGGUAUUAUUAUUAGUAUUUUUUUUUUUUUUUUUUAAUUUUGCUGCGGGGCUAUUCUCGCAUAGAGAAAGGGCACGGUCCGUGCGGUUCCCACGGAGAGCAGUCGGCCAUAGUACCUGGUCAGGUGAACAGCAGCGGCAGCAGCUAUACGCGCGCGCGCACAGCCUUCCGGGGACUCUUCGGGAAUGACGACUACCUAUACAAUACACUCGCGUGUGUAUAUACAGGGCGAUCGACGUGAUCGUCUUAAGACUCUAUAUCAUCGUUAUCCCGGAAUGUGUUGAAUUAUUUCCUAUAUAAGUAUUCGUUUUUCCGAACAUUUAACGUGUGGUAGCGGCUCUAAAAAAUGUUAUUUUCGAUAGCGAAACUUGCACGGCCAAAUUGGGUUUUUUUUUUUGUUUUAAACGGAAACCUAUAUCGAGGGAAUCCAAUAAACGGACAAAGUUUUAGCGCGAAUACGUUUUGGCGUCGACCCGUCGACGAGAUAUUCUUUUUUCAAGUUUGGGUAGAAGAUGAUAAUGUGUAGUGGAGCGUAUAAUUAUUUACGUGGCGGGACCGCUUUUGAAUAAAAAAACUGAUAGAGCAUCUUGCCGACGGGUCGACGAAAAUUAAAAAUGUCAACGCCGAAAUGUGUAAAUCGAAACUCGAUCUAUUUACGACAUUUUUAAUACAGGUCGAUGUUUGCAGAAAAUUAAAUUGAGCGUGUGUGGUGGUUUCACCUCCGUACAACAAGGACGACAAUAACGGAAAUGUGACGACUUAAGAGCCGCUCGUUUUUCAAAUUUUCUAAAAAAAAAAAAUAAAAUUAUAAAAACAUAGUUAUCCGGAAUAACGAUGACCGUCUUGCAGCGUUUCGUUGACCGCUCUGUAUACAUUAAGCGUACCGUUUGCGUUGCCGUGUUUGUAUUGUUUUUUUUUCUCAAAGUGUAAUUUUGAAUAAUUAUUAAGUUAUAGGCAUACACAGAAGAAAAAAAAUCGCUAUGACAUUUCGCGCCGAUAAUGUGACCGUGUGUGGUUCACUGUAUUAUGGUAAUAUUGAUUAGAUAUUUCAUCGUUCCGGAGCGAUAACAAAUUAAAACCGUAUAUAUAUCUAUUAUAUAAUACCGUGCUUAUUGUGAAACGUAAAAAAACGAUGAUAUCUCUCUAGGCGGAGAUUUUUUUUUUAGGAGAAAAAAACAUAAAAAAAUCACAUUUAAAUGUACGUUUAUAAAACUGGUUUUUUUUUUUUACUCAAAUCGAUAGCACGGAUAUAAAAAUAAAUUUAUACAAAAAUAUUGCCUAUACAAUAUACGCACGAGUGUUUACGUUACGUUGGAACAUCCGGUCGUUCCGAAAAUAUAAUAUAUUGUCGCGUUUAAUUAAACGCGGGAGAGAGGGGAGGGGAUAAAAACCGAAUAAAAACGUCGUUUUCCGACGAAAAAAUAAAAGUAGUAUAGCGGCCCAUAAUAAUGGCCGUUUGCGCAAUUAAAUCGAUUUACACGCGAUACUGCGCAGGAUUACGGGAGGGGGGGAAAGAGGGGGUGGAUUACGUUAUGAAUUUAUAAUUUUUCGUCGCGUACGAAAGGCGCCGCGUUCGCGUUUUGUAACGGAUAAAACGCCGGCCGGGCCGAGUCGCGCAAGUCGCGCGGGGGUCUUUCGGAAAUUAUUAUAUUUCACGGCCGACAUACGGUACGAAAAAGGGGCGACGCAUUCGAUUACGAUUAUUGUGCGAGGGUUUUCGUUGCAGUUGUGUACGCGGAACAAUCGAGAGUUCUCUGAUCCGUGUUAUAAAAUAUUGUAUAUAAUAUGCCGUCCCCUCUAUAUAUCGUCUCCCCGGGGCUAAAACAACGAUAAAAAUAGUAGUAGUAGUAGUAGUAGUAGUAGUAGUAGUAGUAGUAGUAGUAUUAUAAUAAUAGUGAUGAUCACCGCCGCCCUCUAUACACAUAUAAUAUACCGUCAUCGUAAACACCAUUUGGCGCUCGAAAAAAAAAAAAACAAAACCCUACACACGGAGAAACCAGUUUUGGUUUUAUGCGUUUUUUCCGAGUUGUACUCCGGGCAAGGGCGAUCGUAAAAAAAAAAAAAAAAAUUAAAUAAAGUUAUUAUUAAUUCGAAUUAUUUGUCCGGACGCGGUUCUCGUAUACGCGCGCGCGUAUCACAGAUUAUUAUAAUGUAUACAUACUUGCCCGCUAUUGGAGACCGUGGUGUUUGUGAACCGAAUUCGGCCGUCGCGAUUCCCGCGCGCGAGUAUAAUCAUAAUAAUAUCAGACACACCGGAGGCUAACAAUCUCGUGGAAAAACCAGUAUUUCGGGCCGCGUUGCGUGUCUGGCAGACAGUGUCGGCACUCUCGGGGGGCCCCCCUCGCGUCCGUAAUGAGUCAUAAAAUAAUUACGGUUCGGUCGGUUUUUUUUUUUUUUUUUUACGGCCGUAAUGUUCGUACUGUCGCCGGCGAAUUUCCCCGGACGGAAGCGAAUCGCGGGCGUCAUUGUUAUCAUUAUUGUCGUGCCUCUCGAGUGAGGGACAGAUAGAGGAUAUUCGUGCGGUACGUUCUACUUCCGCGCGACGAGACGUCGGAAUAAGUAACGAACGGGUACUCGCAAUAUUAUCCCGUGAUUAACGUCGGCGUAAUAAUAUUUUAAUUAGCCCGGUUCGUGUCGCAGUUCGCCGCGGGCGUUUUUCCGACCGGUUUUCGCGUAUUGUUGUUUACAUUGCACGCGUAACACACGCAUUCGCGGCGAUUGUGUUCCGCUGCUCUCCCAAGCCGAAAGGCUAUGAGGCUAGUGUGCAGACGUCGCGGUGUUCGUUCUAGUGGUUUUGAGAAAAGUUAACUUUUUCCGAAUCGUCUCGUUUCGUCACUGUAUACGUAUAAAAAAAAACCGCAAGCAAAAUUAUCGUAUUAUAGACCGAAUGUGCCAUCAGUAACUCAGCAUACAUAGGUUUAAUAUAUGUACACAUGCAUUAUGUUUAACACCGUUUAUUAUAUGAAAUCUAUUGCAUUGUCAGUAUUUCUGCUUAGGAUUAAACCUUUCGAAUCGUCAUCACGUUAAUUAAAAAAUAACGCAAAUAUUCUGUCAUUUUUCAAUUUUUUCGCUUAGCCGGGCGUCGACAUUCCGAGAGUCCGUUUUACAAUAACGCCAAUGGUUAACCCUCGGUCGGAGUUUAAACCCGGUUCAAAUCGAACAUAACGUAUUACAGUAUUGACUGUCCGCGGUUUAACCGAAGUUAACAAUCUGCAAUUCGGUUGAUAAUUUCGGCGUAUUGAUAACGGAACAACGCUGUAUAAAUUUUAUAAUCAACAGACACGAAUGUUACAAAAUUAUUAUCGUUUGACUCGUCCUGCCAUAAAAUAGAUACCGCAUUUCGCAAACGACGAUGGUUUAGCCAGACCGAACCAGAUCGUCUAUCGUAAAAUCGCAGUAAUAAAUAUAUACACCUUGGAGUCAGAUGAUAAGCUAUAAACUCGGCUAAACACGAAUUAAACCGCGAAUUGUAAAACGGGCUCGUAACUGCAUCGGUUCGGGUUAAUGUAAAGAUUUUUUUUUUCCGUACGCCGUAUUAAAUAUUUUAUUAUAUAUGUUGGUAAUUAUAACGCACGGUGAAAUAAUGAAAAUUUAUUAGAUUUAUAGAAGAGGAAAAAAAAACCUAACGGAUAUCGCGUUGUAUCCGGGGUCCGAUGACGUUUCGGUAAAGCGGUAUUACUUUUUUAAAUGUCUCGCGCGUGAUUUUUUUUUUUUUUUUGGUAGCUCCGCAUGGUAUACUACACCGUGGGUUUUUUGUCCACAGACGAAAGGGUGCAGUUUAACGUAGCGUACGCCCUCGACGCGGCGGUAUACAAACCAUCUGGUCACGGUUAACCGACUAUAAGGUUUUUUUUAUUUUCAUUUUUUGAGUAAUUAAGCUCGGUAUUGUGUCGCUCCGGCUAUAGGAGGACACGUCGAGGAGGUGACAAUAAUAUAUCCUAUUCCUGCAUACAUAUAUAUAUUUAUACAUUAUGUACAAUAUUACGUGCAUAUUCCAACCGCGGGUUUGAAUAGCAGUGUGAUUGAAAACAAAAAAAAAAAAAAACGUAAAAAAAUUAUAGUCUCUCGGGCAGGUGUAUGAUGAUGCGGUCGUCCCAUCGUAGUAUACCUAUGCGCGUACACACGUAGGAGUGAUAAUAAUAUUAUUAUAUACCGUGUAAACGUUAUAUGGUAUAGAACAAAAAUCACAUUACUGAAAGAGAUUUCGGCGGCGGCCCCUAUAAUUUCGGAAGGUAGUCCAUUUCGCCAGAAGAAUUAUGAUUAUUGUGUGUGUAUACAUAUAUAUAUAUAUAUAUAUAUAUAUAUAUCCAUUAUGUACAGGUACGUUGCUGGUAUCCGUUAGAGGUUCUGUCAUCCCGGGCACCGCCUACUCCUACUCCGGGUACAGCGGUGCCGGCAACAUGCCACUUAAAAAAAAAAAAAAAACUAUGUUUAUAUAUAUACGUACGACGGUAAGUGGGGUGGAGGAUAACCGACAGAAGAAUAAGUCGGGAGUGUAAUGUAGAAGAACGAGGAGAGAAAUAUUACGAGAAACCACUUAAGAUCGGUUUUAGCUCCGGGCUAAAACCCAGGUCGACCAGACAAUUUGGUCCGGCCAUUACAUUAUAUACGUAUUAUCCUGCGCGCGCGUACGCAGGAGACCCGGAAUUCAGGUAUCCUCGUCCUCGUCUCCGUUUUUAUGCCGUGCGCGGCGGUUACCUGUCCGCGUAAAACCGCCGGGACUCGGGACGCGUCACGGAUAACUUUUGUUUGCCUUAAUGGCCGCCGUAGGAAUUUCACGUACCGUUUGAGGGGGCGACCCGACAAAAGGACUCGUCUGCGUAUCGACGGCCGAAAAUACGUUUUUUUUUGUUUUUCGACUUUCGAAAUCGCGUUUAAGUGCAUAUUGACCCGUCGGACAUCGCGCAUCGUUUCGUUAUAUUAUUACCGCUCGUAAUCGCAAAUUGCGAUGACAAUGUAUAUUUUGUGAUUUUAUCGCUGUGAAAUUUCCGGUCAAAACUCUGACCCCCGGCGCCGACGGGGACCCGCACUUUUACGACCGCGCGGGUUUAUCAGCGAAUCAACUUGACUUUCUUCUGUGUGCCAUGCGCACGGAGUACAAUCGUACUAUUUUUUCGUCGUCGAAAACUGAAACUAUAUUAUUAUCGCGUCCGCUGUAUAACGGGCAUUUUGACAUUUUGUGUGCUUGACUUUAUAGUAUUAAGGGUGUGGAUCAAUGAUCGACUUCUCGUCCUCCCCGUUUUUACGAUCGAAUUUCAUCACGGGGGGGGGGGAACAUUUUUAGUAAAAACGUUUCAUAUUACAGUGACACUACCGCGUUCGAUUAAUGCCACGUUUCGAAAUUACGUCUUAUAUGGAUAUUAUUUUGUCAAUCGUUCAUAAUUAUUCUUGUUUACGCGUUUCUUCCACCGUAGACUAUUUAUUAUUACGAUUUGAAACGUCAUAUUAUACGUACGAGUAAUGUCCCUCCCCCAUCAUUGCGUCGUAUGUGUCGCAUCAAUAGAUUUGUCGGCGCAGAUAGCUUCUUCUCACGGUCGUCGGCCCUGCAGCAACAGAUGGCGAAAUUUCGUAAAUCCAUACGAAAACACUACGCACAAAAAAAAAAAAAAAAGACACGUGACGUUUUUAGGCACACAUUAUUAUACUUACGUAUAUUAUUUUAUACAUAUAUUACGGUGUAUAUAAAUUAUAAAGUACGACUGUUGUGGGGAACGAAUCUCUCGUGUAAUGUGUGUAUGCGCGUGUGUUAAGUGACUUCUAACGACACUCUCGCAGGCCCAAUGAUAAGUGGAGUUUGUUGUUUUUUCAUAUAUUUUACGUGUACAAAAAAAAAUGUACACGAGACGGCGACGACUGCGGUUAUAAUAUAGUCGUAAUAAAUCCGCGGCGAGACACAACCGGCACAAGUGCGCUUAUGACCUCUAUACGAGGCCGGAUUACACGAGGCGUAAUAAUAUUAUAUACUCGGUUUGUUAACAUUAUUAUUAUUAUUUCUUUUUUUUUUCCCCCGUCAAAGUUAUUUGGCCGUUCUUUACCGUCUCGGGUCGACCGACACGACUACACGGACUGCGAAAGGACUGCGAGACCCAGUAAAAUAUCGCGGUAUACCGAAUUCGCUAAUUUCGCGGACGCGCGUAGGACGGCUAUAACUUUACCGCGUUCCGUAUCUCGGCGUGUAUUUCCGGGGGUCUUCGGCCCGUCGUGACGCAGUGUACUCACAGCCGUAUAAUAGUAAAUCGGCCGAAAAAAACCGAACCGAACGCGCAAAAACCGUUUGUUCGGCCCGCUGACAUUCCUCGGGAAAAUGUUUUUUUCUGUUUUUUAAUUUCCACCGGAUUAUAUUAUGUACGCUAUCGUGUCGUUUAUACAUAUAUGUAUAUAUAUAUAUAUAUAUGUAUACUACGUGUGCGCUGUCGCAGAGAUGUGGAACGCCAAGUCUAAUCAAAAUUCCGCGCACGGUCGCCACCGCCUCCCCUGUCGGAUCGCGCGGCGGUGUCCCCGGCGACCUCCACAGUAGGUACCGCGUGUAUGCCCAAUAGCUGCACGUACUUAUGACGACGACCGCGACGUUUCGUAUGCGCGAGACGUGUUUUUUUUUUUUUUUUUUCAAAAAAAAUGAUUGUAUUCUUUUUUAUUAUUCGUUUAAUAGUUUAUUUAUUUACGUCGUUUUUCGGGUACCUAGCACCCGCGGGUGGGAGAGGAGGGGCGAAACAAAGGAGUCGUUUCGUCCGGGGGACGCGCAUUUAAUAUUGAAAUACACGCCGUCGUCGUCGUACACGGAUUUUCGUUUCUAUUAUUUGUUCGUGUGUUUGUAUCAUUAUUAAUAGCGUUCGAAUCUGUGAUUUCCGCCGCAUCGAACCGCGAUCACGGUCAGCGACGGCCACAUUAUUAUGACACCGCGUUAUAUUCCAUUGAUUUAUGCAAAACGCCGAGCCUUUAAAUUUACGCCGUGUCGAGCAUGAUAUUAUAAUAUUAUACAAAAUAUUAUAAUAUCAUUGCGCGCAACACUGUAGGUAUAUAAAAAAAACCGAGGAGAGGGAAUAACCGCAGUAUACAGACCCAUUGUUUUGUUUUUUUUUUUUUUUCGUGUCUCUGUAGCAAAACGCUUUUGUUAUUCGUUUUUUUUUCUGCGACGCCCAAAUUCCGAAGGGACGUAAUACUGUAUCGGGUGGCAAAAAACAACAACUGCGCUCUAAUUCUUAUCGACGCGUAAAUUAUAAUGCAUAUUAUUAUAACAGGCGAACGUGCAUACUGCACAAUAAUAUUAAUAUAUUUGCACGAUAUUAUAAUAAUACACCACAUAAACGGCCAAUGAUAUUAUGAUUAAUAUUACACGAUAGAAAUAAUUCCCUCGGUUUUUUUUUAAACAUACUAUUUUUAUAUUAUGCUAGAUUUUAUCUCGAGUCUUCUUCGCGCUGCAUUUCUGACUAUGACGUCAAUAUUUUCACGUUUUCCCUGUAUAGUAGCGUUUUGUUAUUUUUUCGCUUGACAAGCGGUAAAAAAUUCGAAAAAUUAUUUUAUCUCGGUUCCGAGAAAUACGCUGCGAUUAUAUUAUAUUUUGGUCGUUGUCCUUGUUUAUUUUUCCAACGGGUACCGACGAUAACCGUUUAUUUAUUCGCUGUGAUUUAACCGAUCGGGUACUUUUCCCCCUCGCGUUUCGGAUAAACAGUAUGAUCGACGGUCGUUACGUGUAUAACAGUAGGACAUUUCGGAGUGAAAACGGGUACGAAUAUAUUUUAGUAACGCGAAGUUGUAUUCUUGUAAUAACUGAUAACACAUUGCCGUUUUAAUUGUAUUUUGUUAUUUGUUAUUAAUUUUUUUUUUUUUUUGUAAUUACAAUAAUCUGCGUUUCGGUAUGAUACGCGUGAACGUUUCAGAAAUAAUAUUUCAUUACCGCAGUUACCGUGUUUCGUCGCUUGUUUAACGCAUCGCUCGUUGCAUAAUACGUGUAUAUGUGGGUAUAGUUACACGGUUUGUUCGUUUUUAAUAAAUUAUCGUUAUAAUAUUAUAUUAAAAAAAAAAAAAAACUGUUUGAUAAUUUUCACACGUUAAAAAACACGAAACGGUUUGUGACGACAGCGGCGGCGGCGGUAGUAAUAGUAGUAGUAGUACAGUUUCUUAUAACAAUAUUAUUAUUGUGCGUAUUAAAAACAAUAUUCCUCCGGACACGUUUUUCGGUGUUAGAGGCGGAGUUAAAGGUUAUAUUAUUAUCGUACAUGUAGGUAGCGAUGAUAGAAGAUUCCGGACGUAUAAAAAAUAAAAUAUAUAAUUUGAGUGUAAUUUGUACGAACAGAAGGGGUUUCUUCGUAUUAUAAUAUUAUAGGCGAGUAUCGGAUUGUCCGCGGGUCGGGUCAUUAUAAUUUUUCAUCGUCGACUUUUACUAUUGUGUGUGACGCAUAUAUAGGCAGGUAACGCCGUCUUUUGUCCGGAAAACGUAUAUACAUAUAUAUAUGAAUACGUAUAAUAUAAUGAAAGAAAAAAAAACCGUAAGUAUACGAUUUCUACGGGUAUUUUUUAUUAUUAUUAUUAUUAUCGUCACUGUAUAAUAUAUAUAUAUAUAUACUUACCCGCUACUCUUAUUAUAUUACUCCGUUUGUGUGUGGCCGCUCGUUUCGGCGACUACGACGGUGGCGCUUAAAAGCAUUGAUAUUAACGAAAAUAUCCAUUUUUUUUUUUUUUUUUUUUAAAUAUAUAUUUUUAUUCACUCCCGGCCCCCGGGGGCCCCUAUCCGCUGCCGGGGCAUUAAUCAUUCGGUUGUCGUCAUUACAAGUUUAUUGAAAUCGACUGCGGCAGUCGCGAGCGCGCGCGCGCGCUUCUCCGACGUCCGUAUUAUACGUCCGAACUCGGCGGGAUAUUUACGAACCGGUUUUUUUUCCUUUUUUUUUUCGAUUUUUUUUUUCCCCCGUACUAUAUACAUUUUAGACGUGACGGAGAAAACCGUACGGGCCGGGGAAUAAAAAUUAUCUUGUUUUGUCACCACCGCGAGCGUACGCAUAGCUGCUGCUCCGGUAAGUCACUGCUGAGGAGCCGGUGUGGACCGGGACGCGUGUAUAAUAAAUCGUGCGGAUUUUCGGGACGACAAUCACAUAUACUCGUAUAUGUAUAUACGUACACACAUAAAUUCAUAAUGUUUAUGAAUACGUAAUUGCAGUCGGAAUAUAAAAAUAAAUAUUUAUAAAAAACCGACAUGGCCCGGCAUCCACGAAAUAUAACCGAUUUUUUUUUUUUAUCAAACUCAUCUCCGCAUACAUAUUAUUAUUUAUAUUGUAAUAUACGAUACGACGUUCUCGGAACACCGGGACAUCGCCGCCGUUGUGCAGCGCUGCAGUUAUGUGUGUGUAGGUAGGGACGAACAUUUGAUUAACCUAACUAACCUAAACAAUAUAUUAUACUUGAUUUUGGCAUUAUGAAAAAAAAAAUAAAUGUUUAUUUUAUUUUUUAAACGACUAUACGGCGUAGUAUUAUUGACUAUACAACUGUAGAUAACCGGGUUUCGCCCGUGUGCAGUUUAUACGUGUGCGCAGUUUAGUGCCCACCGUACACACUUUGCUGCGAGUACCUGAUAUUAAAAUGUAUAAUGUUUAUUAACAUAAAAACAUCUAAAAGCUAUUUGAUUUGUACUUUUAAUAAAAAAAUCGUGCCCCUCGAAUUUUCAAAAAUCUCUUCUGAAUGAGUCCUUGCGUCAUCAAAUGAAACCAUUGUCCAAAUUUCGUCCAUAUAAUUAGUUUCAGGGAUUUCGGCUCGACGAGCUGUUAUAUUUUGUAUAACAUGUAAAAUGUAUGUGUACAUAAUGUAUAAUUAUAUUAUACUUGUAAAACAUUGUUAAAUAAUAAAAAUAAAUAAAUAGCCUAAAAUACAGCGAAAAAUGCACUAAAUACCCAAUAAAAUCAAACGAAAACUCACAUACCAGUUACUGUAACACACACAAUAACAAUAUUACACGCGUAAACUUUUUACGCACCUCAUGACCUAUAAAGAAAAAUCCCCUAAAAAAAUAUAACGCUAAUAAAAGAAUCGUUUCAAAAGUGAAUAAAAUAGAAUUUUCAAUGUAAAACAAUUGCCGAUAAAGCAAAAUAAACAUUUCGUUUAUAUUACAAUCGCGUACGAAUUAGGAACCGGCUCAAUCUGUGACGUAGCUUUUCAUGUUGGACCAAUGGAGGAAAAAGAAAUCCGCGUAUGCAACGUUCGAAACGCAUUAUUUCGGACAGACGCAUUAACUAUUAUAAUAUAUUAUUAUGUUUAUGUGUUAUCAUAUUUUUUACCCGCGUAUUUAUUUUUUUGAACGUUCAUUCACACGAGAGAUUUUACCCCUGUUUUUUUUCCCCUUCUUAACUUUCGGUGUAAACGCGACACGUCGUCGUCAAUGUGUUCGACACAUGUGACAGCCGUCAUCGUCUUAAAUGUUUUACGAUUAUUAUUAAUUUUUUUUCCGUAUGUUGUAUAAUGUAUAAUAAUAAUACUAUAGCGAGCAUGGGAAUAGCGAGUUAAAUAAUAAAGACGACGACGAUAAAGUCGUUGCGCGAGAAAACAAUGACUCCGUGUUCCAAAAAAAAAGUCCGUGAUCUUAUUAUUAUUAUUUUUUUUAUGUUAUAACAAUAUAAUCUAAUCCGUCUGCAAAGAAGUGAUAACCGGCGGUGGUGCAGGUAGUGGUGGUGUUGCUCUAACAACCACACUAGAGUGCAACAGUGUAGACGUCAGCUAUUGUGUACACGCUGUACACGUCUUCUAAAAUAUUAUUAUUAUUAUUAUUAUUAUUAUGAUGUCCGACCAUUCUGCACCGAAACGUAGACGUUGUUCUAUAGGUACACGACGACGACGGCGCGUUUAAACCAAUUCUCCGAUAGAGGAUACCUAUAUAAUAUAAUAUUAUUAUUCUAUUUUAUAUACACUGUCCGCGUAACACUCGAACCGUGACCGUUUCUCUCUCUCUUUCUCUCUCUCACUCGCUCGCUCUCUGUCUUUCUUUUUCUGUCGAGUAUGCGUAUAUACCUAUAUUAUAAUGUACGUAUUAUAUAGUCUAUCCGUAAUAUACAGCGCGAGUGCGCACCAUAUAAUAAUAGUACAAGACUCGAUAUCGGAGACUCCGCCGCGUGUUUACAUUGUGAUCGUCUUGACAUUGGAAUUCUGUUGCGUCAUCUCAUUGCCAUGUCCGAUCCGAUCGAUCGUCUCGUAUAAUAAUAAUGUAGUCUAUCAUAAUAAUAUUAUAUUGUAAGCGCAUCACAAUAUUCUCGUGCGCGCACGCCGUUGUGCGGCAUCGGUAGUCGGGAUCGUUUAUCCGGAGAUUUCGCGGCACACCUCGACACAGCCGAACGUGUAAAACCUACCCGUACGGUAUUAUUACUAUGGCAACCGGUACCAGAGCGUCUUCCGCACCCUUUUCACUCCUCCAACGAUAAGUGCGCCUAACCCUCGAGCGCGUAGAAAUGCACGGGGUACGGGGGGAAGGUGUUCGCGGAGAUCGGCGGAGGGACGUCUCCCGGGGGGCGAGUCGUUGCGCGGUGCAGAAAACGGCAGCUGUUUUUUUUUACGGAGCCCGUUUUUAUAACGGAAAUAUUUAAACGACGGUACCGGUCGGUUUUCGAAAUUCGGCCAACCGCUCGUAGCGUAUUAUUAUUGUAACGACACUAUUAUUAUAGUAUACGCGUAUUUAUCAUAUAUAUAUAUACAUACGUAUAUAACAUUAAAAGUCGAGACCCGAUCGCGCCGAUGAUCUAUAUCGAUCAUCAUCACGAUUCGUGUGUACAUCGUACGGAGGUGGUUCGCCUGUACAGUGGAUUCGCCCGCGAGAUCUAUUCCGCGCGGCGUACCGACUGUCCGUCGCGGGCCAAAGAAGAGAAUAAAAAAAAAAAAUAAAAUAAAAAGAGAAAGUUAACACCCGUACGUUAUGCGCGUACCAUAACCGAGGGGUCCCGCCCGGUUCUUUCUUCAUCUCAGAGAUCCGCGGCGGCACCGCCGCCGUAAAUAUCUAAGUGUGCUAUCGCUGUCGUCGUCGUCGUCGUCGGGACUUUGCGCGCGCCCGUACGUUUCGGGUGUCGGCCAUUACAUACGCGCGCGUGCACCGCGGCCGAUUUACGAAAUAAUAAUUCUCGCUUGGCGGGCGCGUUUCGUAUCGUACUACGCUGCACGGGCGCCUGAGAUGCGCGGAUUCGUUAACGGCGCGCACAGCCGAGCCGCGCGAAAACAUUGUGCGCGCCGCCGGGGGAUUGAUUCGCGCGCGUGUGCCGCGCCGCGAGAAUACGAAUAGGACAAUCGGAUGAAAAAAAAAAAAAAAAAAAAACGACGACGCCGUUUAACACACACGCACGUUAUACGAUUCGAACGGAAUAUCGUUUGUUUGUAUUAUUGUUGUUAUUAUAAUUAUUUAUGCGUCGGAAUGGCGAGUUACGAAAAUAACGGAACGACGAUAAAUUGUUAUUUUAACGUCACGUACGUACGGGGCCGCGGACGGCGUGUUAUAUUAUAACGACGUAGGCGGGGGGGUUUUUUUUUUUUUCCGUACACCCGUAGCCGGCCGUUCGUUUUUGGUUUUUAAUUCGCUACGUUUUCAAUACGCGCGACGAUAAAUUUUCCAACGGCCGGUUUGAAUGGCGCGGGGACGCGUGUUCGUUAAAAACGGAUGUGAUCGAGCGAAUACGUCCGAUUGGUCGCCGGUGUAAAGUUUAUAAUGUUUCGUUUGUUCGUUUGUGCGAUUGCGGCGGCGUACGCGAAUCAUACGAUAAAUAUGCGUUUAAAGUCGAUUUUACUCGUCGUCGUACGACGGGCGGGCGAUGUGGCCAGAUGUUCCGCAAAUGGAACGUCGAACGCAACCCCGCGCGCGACUGUGGCGUUCCCUCCCCCCAUCGCAAACGACGGAAACUCGCGAAAACGCGCAAAAAGUUCAGUUGUUUAGUUCGGAUCGAAGAAAACACGGGUUUACGACUGUUACGAUGUCUUGUCACGCACCGGUCCUAAGCGAUGUCUUUAUCGUGAAAUUAUUCGUGUUCGAUGCACGGUACAAAAACUUCUUCUUCGGCUACACCGGAUCGUUUGUCCGUUAAAAAGGAAAACUAUUUCGACGGAACGCGUUGCGAAACUUAGAAACCGAAAAAAAAAAAAAAAUUUAAAAUACGUGUAAUACGAAAUGUUUUUUUUUUUUUUUUUAUUGAAAAAUACCACGUGUGCAAACAUAAACUUUGGGGCGGCGCGGCCACUUGUCGAUCGGGCAAUAUUAUUAGUUUUGUAAUUAUUGUCGAUACCGACGGUGUUGGGUGACAACGGGUUUUCAUCCUCUCGCGUUACCGACGACGUGUAUACCUGAACACUAUAUAAAACGAAGAUUGUUCUUUCGAAUUCGAUAUCUUCUGGUCGAAUAAAUAUGAACCAUUCGGUUUUUUACGUUUUUUUUUUUUUUUUUUUAAUCGUCUCUCCCGCUGACAUAAUUCCUUUGUAUACCUACACAAUUUUUGUUGUUUUUUUUUUCCCCCGUUCACGAUGUUUUUUUUUUCCGUUUCCAAUACUCCGUUAUACAAAAUGUUCAAGAAAUAUCGUAUGACAAGGUGUGAUUUUGCAUAAUAUAUAUAUAGGUAGUCUGUGCAAGCAUGCAACGACAGGACAGCGGCUAUUAUGUACACCGUUAAUAGCAUAAUAAAUUUAAUAUAAUAUAUACCUAUACGUAUGCGUUUAAAUUUGCUGCGGGAUUAUAGUAUUUCGUUUUUUUUUUUUUCGGACGGUCCAUUGUGUUUGCGGCUACCGAUGAGAUGGGGGAAAAAAAAAAAAAACCAAAUGCAUACCGGUCUAUACUUAUAUUGUACGCACUAUAUAGAUUUCUGCGCGCACAUUUUCAGAUGUCGAGCAUUUGCCUUCGGGCCGGCGUGACUUUGGUUCUUUGUCGGAGAUCGUUUCGAAACGAGAAAGAGAGGUAAAAAAAAAAAAAAAAAUAAAAAAAAAAUCCCGAUAUAUUAUUUCCUCUCUUCCUCGCCCCGCGAUAUCCAUUAACCACAGCGCGGCAGACAAUAAUUAUUAUCUCGCAUUCCAUUUUUCUUUCUUUAAACCGGCAGCAGCUCGACUCGAUAGAAACAAAAACAUCACACCGCGCGCGCGCGCGGCAUCGCGUCCCGGGCUUGCCGCAGCGAUUGUCCCGGAAUUUCGUCCGAACGAUUACACAGAACGAUAACUUUUUCGAAUCGGUGUUAUUAUAUAAACAUAAUAAUAUAUUACGCGUACAAUUUAUCAUCGUCGUCGUCGUAAAUACGAGGAAAAAAAAAAUCGCACAUGAACUUCGCAACCACGUAUAUUGUAUACGGUUCCGUGACCUAAACCUACACAGAUAUUUGUGAUCAUUUUUUUUUUUUUUUUUAUCCCCCUAUAAAUUCGAAUAACACAAUCUGUACCGAGUCAUCUCGUAUGCGUACCGCAAAUGUAUCGGUUAUACUUGUUCAUUUCACCAUGUGCGCAUAUGUAAGUAUAUCUGAUGACGAAUUAAAACGGACGCUCGCUUUUACGUUCCGCCGGCGUUUGUGUUCGCCGUGCACGGAUCCGAUCCGAAAACGAUUAAAACGAACACGUACGCGCACAUAAUUAAUUGCGACCGGAUCCGCGGGCCGAUUGUCGUUCGAAUCCGACGGGCUGCGCGAAGUGCGUUUACAACCGUAGUAAUAGCAGACCGCGGCGACCGUUCGGGCGACCCGGUACAUAAUGUAUCGUUCGGUAAUAAUAUAAUAUAAUUCCGUAGAAAUGAAUGAAAAAACCGCGGCGGCGACGGAGUUGUUGUGAUGUAAAAUUAUGUGACAGAUGUUUCUGUACCGCGGCGUUUCGCUUCUUUGUGUGCACUUAUAAAUCUCCGGUGCUCCCUGCGAGUGUUGUUUUUUUUUUUUUUGUUGAUAUCGAUCGAACAACUGCAAAAGGGUCGUAUCCUCUUAUUGUUGUGCGUAUGCAGCGUGUGUACGUGCAGCACGAAAUCCUCGCUAGCUCGUCUGCCGCCGCAGACGAAAUUCGAUCCCACGUAAAACGCACACACUCUACACGUGUACAUAUAGACGGUGAUGAAAAAAAAAAACAAAUCCUCGUUUACGGUUAUGUAUCGCGUGUCAAAUAUAUUAUACGGGCUCGGCGUGUACGAUUAGGUUUUUCGCGUUAAUGUAUCGUUAGGUUUUUUUAAAUUUUUUUUUUAAUGUCAAAUUUAAUACGGGCGGUCCGUUCCUUUUAUCGCCGUCCGGCGAUCUGCGUACGGAGAUUUCCGUUGUAUACGAACCGUUUUUUUUUUUUAUAAUUUUUCUCGAUUUUCGAUGACGGACGGCGUAGUAUUGUAUAGCAACACGAAAAGUCGACAUGACGUUUAUAAUGUAGCAUGUAGGUUAUUAUUAUGGGGUCAGAAACCGAAAUCGAAUUUACUACUACCUAUAAACAAAAACCAAAAAAAAAAUAAUAAUAAUAAUCUCCGUACAACAACGAUAAUCGCUUUGGUCCGCGAUUGGGGGGAAUCGGCCGGCUAUACGGUUUACGUGUAUCGCGGACGUCUAGUCGGAAAGUCGGUAGUAUACGGGGUGAGACGGCGGUCGGUGACGGGGGCGCGGUGCGGCGUAGGGGCGACCGUUUGUAUACGAGAUGAUUACAAAAAACAGCGCGCGGGGUACCUGUAAUAGUAUUAUUAUUGUAGAAAAAUGAUCGGUUAUAGCCGCCGCUAAUAAUAAUAAUAAUAAUAAUAAUAAUAAUAGGUAUACGUGGGUCGGGUACACGACGGAGGACUGGGCGCACGUUCUACCGGCGGCGGCGGCGGCCGCCCUUCCCCGUGUCUUUCUCUCUCUCUCUCUUUCUCUGUUAUUAUCGUUCCGCGCCCGGUAAUCGCGGUAUAACCUAUAAUACCGUAAUGCGGUAACCGCCGUGCGCAGCGCACGACGACGCGAGCCGGCCGUUUGGCGGGACGCGAGCCCGCGGCACACGCCCGUCGUCGUCGGCAGUCUUAUUCGCCGUUCCUUAUUCGAUGUAUUAUUAUCGUAAACUCUCCGGAAACGUGAAAUACAUUUGCGACAAUUUAUUCACACACACGCGUGGAUUAUUGGGCAGGCGGGCAUGUAUCGUCGGAGAGGUUCUUUCGUUAUCGGGGCGCGAGCAUCUGUCACGCGAGAAUAUAGUUUGUCACGACGACGCCGGUUAAUUAAUUAAUUGGCCGUGUAAAUGGCAAUUACACACGCGGUGGCUGAUUGUUUGCCUAAUGAGCCAGCACGACGGCCGCGAUGUCUGGCCCGAGAUAGUGUUUUCUGCUUCUGCGACCGCCCCCGCCGGAGCGUACAAUACCGAAACGGCAACAAUAACAAUAAUAAUAUAAUAUAAUACGAUAAUAAUAUUAUGGUAUAUAACGCUCGUAUAGCGGCGGUCUGCGAGGUGGUCGGAGGAGGAGGAGUGGUAACAAUAGAAUACUAUUAUUAUCACCGUCGUAGGAAAAUAAUAAUAAAUCCAUAUCGGCUAUCGUUUGUACGGCGCGCGCGCUCGCGCGGUGGACAUAUUUUCAUACGCGAUAUGAUGUGACGGCUUGUACGUGAGUAUAUAUAUAAAAAAAAAAAAAACCGACGUCAACGAACCGGUGGCGUGUAGUACUGGUGUAGUGUAGCGUAUAUACAGUGCGUAUCCAUAGCACUGCGCCGAAGAAUGCUAAUAAUAAUAAUAAUAGUAGUGGCGGUACAAUACCGGGAGCCCGAAGGUCUCUCGGACCGUCGUCGUCGUCCGAGUACUUUGACCUAACGGCGGCGGCGGUGCGCUGGUGAAGUAACUUACUUCGCUAGCGGGCCGAAGCGCGCGAGCGCGAUUUCUUUCCUAUUUUACGACUGGCUCGCGCGAGCUGUACCGCGUGCCACGCCCACCGCACGUAAUUUUUCGCUCCCGCCUCCCUUAUCCCCCACCAUCACAACCCCUCUCUCGUCCGUAACGUUAAAUAAUCGGUGGUCAAGGUUCGUUUUUUUUUUUGUUUCGUGUUCGCUACUUCGUCGCAAUAUCAUCACCGUGGUCGGCGACGAUAUUAUUUAAAAUAUGAUAAUAAUACGACGGGGCCCACGCGUAAACAUUCCGGAUUUCCGGAAUGUACGAAAAAAACGUACGCUUACAUUCGAGAUACAGAACACGUUCUUGGCAGCAGCUAUUCGCAUUACCCGAGAGAUACGCCAAGUAAAGAUGAGGAGUUAUCUCGAACAAAGUUUCGGUUUUUCGGCAGUGAAUGUUCAAAUUCUGUACAGAUUAAUUGUAUUUAAUUAACGGUCGGGUCGAAGUGUUUUCACUUUUAACAGGAUUCAAUUAUUGCCCCGUUCGAUUUUUGUCGAAUUUUGUGGCUGAAACGGGCGUUUUUGUCGGCUUUAAACACGUUUGCACGCGUCGCCCAAAUGAAGUUGUAGGUAGGGGGGGAUUAAAUGUUUUAUAUAUUAUAUAUUGCGUAUAUUGCGUUAGUGUUACGGAUGACGUAAUGUCUGUUGGCGGGAAAAUUCGACUCUAAAGCGAGUCUGCUGUUUGCGGGUAUUUUUUUUUUUUAUAAAUUUUUGAGGGACUCGAUUUGUAUAACAGCAACGUCCAUACUAUACUAUAUUAUCGCCGUCGUGGUAGUAAUAUACGUAAUAAUAUGCAAAACCGCGUCCUCGAGAAACGCCGGUUACACGGCGAUAAUAUUACGACUAUCGAUGACCGAGCAUCGCGACGGCGAGACAUGUGGUCGAAAAAUAACCGACGGUUUUUUUUUUCCGUUUAUCGUACGCGAACUGUGACGACUUGCGCGCGUUCUUUGUUUUGACGGGCACUCUGUGCGGUGGCGGCACGCGUCCGUGUCCGAGUCCUCCGGGCGAUCCGACGGGCCCGAAUGAGACGUCAUCGUCGCGCGGGCUCGUCUUGGUCGGACAUUUCGUACGCGCACACACAAUUAUUACAACGCGUAUAUUCGUUCAACGGUACUCAUACUAAAAGUUAUCGUUUUUUUUUUUUUUUUUUUAUAUAUCCAGCGGUUUUCUUUUCUUCUUUCUAUGACGUUUCAUUCGACUCGAUCGUUUUUCUCAAGGUAAAAAAAAAAAAAAAUAAAUAAAUAAAACCCGGACGGGAACGUAGGUCGAAAGUAUAAUAUACGCGUGCAUAAUAUUAUACAGUCCUCGGGAGUUAUUGAAAUUCACGACGCACAAUAUUAUCGCGGCGACCGUCGACGCCGUAAAUCCGCAGUAGAGUUUUUGUUUGUUUGACGCACGGCCGCGGAGCUUAUUACAAUAAUAUAUUAUAAUACAAUAUGAUCGGUGCCUAACGCAUUCGUGCGCGAUGAAUACACGGUAAAAUCUUACACGGAGACCCCGGUGACGGUGGCGUGGGGGGAGGGUGGUGGUGGUGGUGGUGGUGGUGGUGGUGGUAGCGGUGGUGAAAUCCCGAGUUCUAAACGUGUGCGAGACGCGCGCGGCGCGUACGAGAGAUUUCUAAACGGCCGUAAUAAUAAACGGUCGCGUAUAAUAAUACAUUACGCGCGCAUGUUAUGUUGUGCGACACCCUGUCGAUAAUUCGCGACGACGACGACGACGACUGGGCGACGCGCAGACGGAGAGAGACGCAAGCCCGCGGGCACAGCGCUAAUAUACGGUUUUCUCGUGUAUAUAUAUAUAUAUAUACGUAUAUUGAACUUGUAAUAAUAUUUAUUAUGUAUUUGCGUCGUGUACGCGGGUCAGUGUUUCGCAUACAUUUCGCAUUAUACUGUGCGCCGAGCGAGCGCUAUGGGAUUCGGCCGGCCGCGCGCUCGUGUGGGGGCUGAUUUAAUGUCCGUGCGUACGUAUAUUAUACUACAGCACUUUGUUUUGUUUUUUUUUUUUGCGCGCAUGAAUUUUAUAGCCCGUGUACCCGUAACAAAUUGGCGUUGUACACGAUCGUCGUCGUCGUCGUAUAUUCGCGCGGCACCUGUAAUAAUAAUGAUACGACCGCCGCGGGUAAUUUCGUAUUCAGAGGGCGUCCGGUCGGGACGUCGUCGUCGUCGUCGUCGUCCGACACCGUCGCGGCGUGUCCUCCGAGACCCGUGAUGCUGUGUCUGCGAGCGGUCCGGUCUAUAGAGAAGAUUCGUGUAGUAAUAAUAAUAAUACGACGACGACGACGACGAGACCGUAACGCGUCGGAAUUGAUUACCGCGCGCCGGCUAAGAACGCGCAAACUCCUAUCUCCGACGCUCUUGUCUCAGCGCGGCACCGGACACUACUUAUAGGUAUACACGUAAUAUAUUUGUUCGUCCUUAGCGUUCAACGUUCGUGUUAUUAUAUUAUUAUUAUUCAUUAACCGUCUCAGUCACGGCCGGCCAUAGCCCGUCUGGAACUAAUUAUUGUCCGCGGUGUUAUAAUUUUUCAUAUAAAACCUACACCGGUGUGUGUAUUAUCCCUCGGGGGUCUAUUGAAUAUUAUCAUUAUCAUUAUUAUUAUUAUUGUUGUAUUAUUCGUACGGCGGCGAUACGCAUAAUACGGGCCGCCGUUCGACGGUCGCGGUGGUGGAAGACCAGCGUGCAUCACCGGUCGUUUUCUAUCCGUCUUUUGAACGGGGGUGUGGAGGUGGAGGGCGCCCCGUGAAUCGGGUUACCUAUUUUAUUUUUAACCCGUGCUCCGUCCACUAUACAUAGUAAAUAAUAUUUUAUUAUACACGAUAUACGGUGUCGUUGCCGCGUCUCGGUAUAGGUAUCUUUAUAUACCUACUAAUAAACAGGUGGUGCACGGGCGCGGACGUAUAUUGUAAUAGUAUAAGAAUAAGAAGAGAGAGAGAGAGAAAAACCCUCUAAUAUACCUACGCGGACAGAUUGUGUUUUGAUAUCGUACCGCGACGACGACGAUGAGUAUGCGCGUUUAAGUCUCCGCGCGGCGGGCCGUUGCAGUCGAAACGAGUUCAAUAAUAACCGACCCGCAAUCGUUUUUCUUUACCGUGGAGCGGGACACGAGCGAUACACACACACACACAUAUUAUAUUUAUAUAUAUUGUAUACAGGGUGAUUCGAAUAUAGAAUAUUUUUCUGGACAAUUUUGAAUCGUAUGAUAUAUCGCCACCUGUUUAAUUAUAUCGGCGUUUUUCGGUACAGAUAUUCCGGGAGCGGGUCGGGUUGAGCUUAAAAAUAAAGAACAUAGCAGAACUCUCUAAUAUCUAUUUAAGGGUUAAAUCUCUAAAGAAAACUAUAUUUAUAUCGUGUACUAUCUAUCGUCAUGUAUAGAAAAUAGAGACACGUAUUCGCCGACUGAGGUCCGCGAUAUUUUUCCGCGGUUCCGAACUGAUAACGACCGCUAGCCAGUUUAUUUACAUUUUUGUGUACGAUGAUCACUAGAGUUGUUCCGUGUAGAUUAUUUGUAAACAAAUCGGAUACCGAAAGUAUCGGCCGAAUAAUAAUACCUAUAGAACCGUGUCUGUCUCGGGUACAGACUAAUAUAGCAAUAUAAUAUCGAGACACCGGGAAUUGUGUAAUUUUGUGACAUUCAAGAUUCGAGUACUUAAAUAAGAAAAUAUCGAAGUGUCUGCUUAUACACGUGCACUGUCGCGACUAUAGGGAUUCAGGAACCUAGGCGCCGGUCAAAUUUUGGGGCGCCUGUGUCUAAAAGAAAUUUUGUAUUAGGGUAACUCCCAUAAAAUGAGGCCGCUUUAAGGGUACGGUGUACACCUAGUAUUCCCAUUGCAUAUAUACGUGUACGAAAAUUAUAUAUAGGUUACAUAUUCCUCGCCGACGAUAAAAAUCGACGUCGACGGUUCAUGGUUUCAUCGUCUAUAUAAUUAUUAUGAUAGUAUCACGAAUCGAAAUAUUUCAUCCGGCUAGUUUCCGUAACACGACGCGGAUUAUUAUAAUCGCGUACACAUUCGGUUCCCGUGAUAAUAAUAAUAUUAUAACAUAAGAAUCGCCCUGUAUAAUAUAAUGUAUAUUAUAUCGUUUGUUGUCGUUAAAAUAUUAGGCUCGGGAUCAUUAGGCUGUUUCGUUCCGUCGGCCCGCGCCGUCUCUUCCAUGCCUGUACAAUAUAAUAUAAUAUUUUCCUUCACGGUCGGCCGAAACAAUCCAUUAACGCGCGAGCCACUAUAUUACAUAUUAUUAUUAUUAUUGUAUAUGUACGAGGUACCACCGCCAUCACAGUAAUCCGACCCGCGGGGGCCUCCUUCGGUUUGACGACACAAAACGAGAGAAUCGGGAGAAAAAAAUUACCUACCUGCAGUGUAUACUGCGUGUGUACGCCGCCCGAAGGCUAAUGGACAUAUAGCGACUCCGGCGGCGGCUUGUGGAUUUUGUGUAUUAUUAUCGUCGUUAUUAUCAUGUGGUACGGGCCGGAAACGAAAAUGAAUUUGUUUUCGUCGGGUAUAUGCUCAGUGAUACGCCACUCUACACAAACACAAUAAUAAUAAUAUAUAAUAUUAUAUAAAACGUACGACGGCGGUCAUCCGUCGGACGUAAUUUUACGUUCUUAUAGUUUAUUAUAUUCUAUUACCGUUGAGGUUUUUUUUUUUUGUCGUCCGUCCGUCUUCGUACGCUUAAAUGCCAUUCGCGAAAUCCUCCGGGACCACAGGUUACGCCCGCGUGUUUCUUCUGGAUUCCUGACAAUUUUCGCGGGGGUAGGGGGAAACCCCGACAGUCAAAACCUGAAAGCUCAAUUUUAAAAUUUUUACGCGGAGCCGGAUUUUUAUUUUUCCCGUUUGUUUCUGUAAUCCCGAUGUUAUACCUCGCGGCGGACUUAACGCCUACGAUAACGGCGCCCGUCCGACAUCCAUGACAACGCUAUGUAUUGUUAUAGAUUUAUUUUUUUUAUGCAAUAUAACGGAUUAUUUACCUAUACUCUACCUACUCUGCGACGGUUUCGAAAUCCCGCCGACGACCGUCGUCGUAUAGGCGGUAUUGUCGACCAACAUAUUAUACGAUGUGCGCGCGCAAUGUGAAUAUUAUUUUCUAAAAGCGGCGGGCGUGAGGGUUGCGUUCGUGUAUUAAAUGCGUGUAUGUAUUUAUGACGCAGAGCUAGGAUAUAGCGAUUGUUGCGCAAACCCUCACGAACCCGAGCGGUAAAAAACGAUGCGUCGCGAUUACAAUAAUAUUAUAUAUAAUAUAAUAUGUAGAAAAGAAAAAAAAUGGAAAAUAUAAUAACAAGAGAGACGGAACGAAGUGGUUACGGACGGAGAGAGACGGAGAGAAAUGCGCGAGUUGCCCGCAGGUGAUCCGCUGCCGCCGCCGCCGCCGCCGCGUGUAUAAAUACGCGCGCGGUAAGGUUCUCGGCGGCGGCGGCGGCCUGGAACCGGUCGACCGAAUCCGAAUAUUAUGGUCGGAGAUACGAUCUGGUUUUUGUUUUUUUUUUUUUUUUUUUGUUCUAAACAAUAUUUCCAGUGGUCUUCGUCUUGCCCUCCGCGCCCGACCCUCGUAUAAUAAUAUUUUAUUUAUCUCGGCAUCUCGUGACCGCUCCUUGUCCACAACGCUCGCGCGCGCGCACAUCACACACGGCACACGUAUAGGUAUAUACCAGACGAACGUGCUCCGGGCGGCCGAUAUACGUAUACCUAGGUAUAUGUAUGUAAAAAAAAAAAACAUAAACGCGAGAGGAUAUAUUAUAUUAUAUUAUUAUUAUAUCUCGACACACACACGUAUAUAUAUACACACACACACGCUUAAUAUACCGUCUUGUACAUUGUUCUUGGUCGCGGUGGUGUAUACCACUACGCUCACCGCGGUAUCUCCGGUAUCUGGGUGUAUCUUCUUCGUCCGCCCGGCGCAUCCCACGCGACCGUGCCCGGUCGACUAUACGCUCUUUUACUAUUAAUAUUAUACCGCCCUAUCCCUCUAUGUAUACGUGUAUUAUCCAUCGCCUAAACUAUUUGGUUGCCCCGCAAAGAACCCUAUGAACUGAGCUUAAGCCGCCGAAUUUUCGCUCGGGGCUACCACUUCCCCGGCUUCCGUCUAUGCGCUGGUAACUCACCGUCGUCGUGGAUUCAUCCUCCCCUAGUUUUUCUUGGACAGUACCAUCUCCGUCCGCAAACUACCGUCUCCCACAGCCACGCCCAUUUGCCUAUCAACAUAAUUACCUCGUCUCCAACCGCAUAUCCCGAAAAUCCAGCUACUCGCCAUAGCUAUCAUAUAGACUAGGUAGGCUCUUAUACAUUCAUUCCAAAUCCUAUUUUACUCAACCUAUAAAUCUGGAACUUAUUCAAUGUGAUAUUUUCUUCUUGAUAACAGCAUACUUUCAAAAUAUAAGUCAUUCGGUUUUUUAAUGUUCCCCGUUUGUUGUUUUGUGUUCUAGUUGCACGGGAAUGUUCGUCGGACCAUACUGCCAAUGGAAAAACCCAUGCAACACGGGUCCCGUGCCCAGGUGUCAGAAUGGCGGCACAUGCGCCGUCACGCAACUGUCGCCCCAUUCUCCGCCCGGUUUCUCGUGCCAGUGUCCGUUGGGAUUCACCGCGUCCCUGUGCGAGAUACCCAUUUCGAACGCGUGCGACUCGAGACCGUGCAAGAACAGCGGCACGUGUUGGCUGCACGACAUCAAGGAACACCGGUGCAACUGCGCCCCCGGAUACACAGGUAAACACCGCCGACGAUGACCGUCGAUUUUGCGCAGCGACGAGCGCGGAGAAUGCAGAAUCGGUAGUACACCACUCGGGAUAUUAAUAACGAGAACUAGGGGGGAGAAGGCAAGAGAAAUGCGUGUUUUUUUUUAAAGACUCAAUGAAAACGUCGAAGGGGAAAAAAAAUAACGUUUCCUCGUCAAGCGUUUUCCGUGAGCAUAGGACGACGGUAUAAUAUUAUUAUAACCGUGGCCGGUCGGUCGGAUAUGGAUAAUAUUCGUUGCCAUCGUUGACUCGCAAUAAAAAAUAAGUACCGACUAGGGAUAGAGAGAGAGAGAGAGGAAAAGCAUUCCGCAAAUACGUCUUUUUUCUCGCAUCGCGACGGCGGCGGUAGAAUGUCGUGUGCAACGUUUUAUUGCGUGGCGGCGAGCUAACAAAUUGUACGUGUAUAUACAACGUCGUUACGCCUCCGCCGUGUUAUAUCGUUGGUCAUUCUUCUCGGAUUUUUUCCACCUUUUUUUUUUUUUUACCGUUUUUUCUUCUAAUCGCAAAUUUCCUCUUGUGCGCUUAACCGCGAUCUCGGCAAUCCGCGAUGUAAUCGAUGACUUCCACGAUCGUGUGUACGCGCGCGCCACGAAAACGUUACGUGGCCGGUAUACACAGCAUGUACAACGCGAUUGUGAUUAUUCCGAUCGACCGAACAAUUAUGUCGUUAAAAAAAUAUCGCUUCUCCCGGUGUGAUAAGAAACACGACCUCAAAAAAAAAAAAAAAAUAAAAUAAAAAAAAAAACGUAUUAUACUGACUAUCAGAAUUUGAUUUUAAUAUUAUAUUCUCGGUGAGAAUUUAAUGCCAACGAAUCGAUGGCCUCGUUGUAUAGACAAGACUAUCGAAUUUUCCACUACGAAGUACGAUCUACCCGACGUGGCCCAUUACCCCUACCUUUAUUUACACCCGAUCUGGUUUACCAACUAUUGAUAAAUCGAUUUGUAUGUUUGUAAGUUGUUUUAUACACGGUUCUCAAUUUUUCGGCCGUUUUAUUAUUUAUAUUCGUAUCACCCGGGAAGUGUUGGGUGUAUAAUGUACAUUAUUAGUUGUUAGACAUGCCCCGUGUAGUUGCUGGACCUGAGCCCACAGCAUUCGGAAGGUUUUGAUUUGACGCCCUGGAGGGUCGGGAUUUUUUCUUGGAAGGUCUCGGGACGGCCAUCGGUAGAAAAUUUGUUUGAAAAUAAAUAAAUUCGCUUUUAGCGACGGUUCUCGGUCCGUUCCUGUCCGGUAAUCGUUUCUCCCGGUGCAUUUUCCGCAAUCGAUUUCCUAUAUAACAUUCAAUUGCGACGAAACCGACGACGGGCAUCCGAUUUUUCGAUUUCGAUCUAUUUUUUUUACGCAGUUUAUCGCGCUCGCAUUUCGGUGCGUAUUAUCUUAUAUUUUAUUUUUUCUAGUGCAGUUUCGUUACAAUAAAAAGUCGCUGCACGCGCGCUUUCUCUCCGACGGAAGAAAAAAAAAUUAUGCAGGUAUACACAGGGUAUUCACGUGUUCUUCGGCGCAUUCGCGAAACGCCGAGCUCUCCGAUCCCACAGAGCCUUGCAUACAGUAUAUUGUUAAUCCGCCGGCAUGUAACCGGAUAUAAUAUAAUUAUAUCGGCUAGGUUUACCGGCACUCAAUUACACAAUAUGUUUCCGAGGACAUAUAAAUAUACCGUGUGUGUGUGUGUGUGUGUGUGUGUGUGCACUUGAUAGAUUCGUAUAGAACAAUAUCGUGACGGUCGUUUAUAAACGCCCGCUGCUCUAAUAUUUUAUUCCGCCUGGUCUCUUCGUACACGCGCAAAUUUUCGUUAUUAUUUCCCUUUAUUUGUUGUAUUCAUACGAUGAAGGCGAUGUGGAAUACUUACCAACCUAUAUAGACCGAGGAAACAGCUGCAUGACGAUUGGUGUUAACUGUGUAGAGACAUUUCGGAGGACUAGAAUCCUAGAACAACUGUAUGCUGUGUGGACCGAGCAUUCGAUUCCAUUCCCCCGCCUCCCACGACAACUAAAUAUCGAGCGAGAGAGAUAAAAAUAGUAGUUUGUCGGGUUACGGGAAGUGGAUAUUGUAAAUUAUAUUAUUGCAUCCAUUUCUUUAUUCCGUCUAUAGUGUUAUAAUUAUUAGAGUUCGGAUUUUUAAGAUAAAAACACUUGAAAUAUGGCGAUAAUAUUCUAAAAAAACUUCUAAAUUCAAUAAAAAAUUUAAAAAAAUAUGCAAAAAACAAUUAAUAAAUCCACAAAAUAACGGAAAAAACCUUAUUUCUGUAAACUUAAGUGUUGAAUAACCGUCCACAUUUUUACUCUCAUAAAACUGUAUAACAUCAUAUUGGGUAAUGCCGAAAAAAACGCAUUGUACAAAUUCGGACUCUAUAUUUGGUUUACAUUAUUAUAUAACAUAUAUAAAUUCUACAAUGUUUGUAUAAAUACGUUUCGAAAGAUGAAAAUUCCAAAUGUAUUUUUUUUAUACAUUUUUUUUUUCUUAUUUUCUCUUUCGCAGGACCCAAUUGCGAGCUGGAAGACCAUUGCGCUUCGGGACCGUGCAAAAACGGAGCCGAGUGCACGUCCAAAGACGAUUCGUACGAGUGCACGUGCGCCCCGGGCUUCACGGGCACCACGUGCUCCGAAGACAUCGAGGAAUGUUCGACCACCGAACCCUGCGUUCACGGACAAUGCGUCAACACGCACGGAUCGUACGCGUGAGUAUAAAAUAAUAUAUAGAUAUAUAUUUUUUUAUUUUAUUGAAAUUAUCCGUUAUUACCGUUUUCGAAAACAUAGAAUUACCCGAUAACGUACCACGCCGCCGCCGGCAAAGACGUUUCGCAAGCGGUUUGUAUACGCUGUUGGAAUUUUUUUUUCGAAAUUAAAUCGCGACCUCUGUCAUGCACGUGGUUUGUGUUCGAUCGAGUGUAAUGGUCGCGUCCGAAAAACGAUUCCGACCCAUAUCUGUGUGCGAGUGCUGCAGUUAUAAAACAAACUAACCCGAAAAAACAGCAAUUUGGACCGUUUUUCGGAACCCCCUCGAUCCUUUGAUCCCGCAAAAAAGACUUAUUUUUCAAAUGGCCCAUGACAUGUAAUUAUAUAUAAAAAAUACCAACAAUACCGACUUGUUCUCUUCAUGUAAAUACCAAAGGUAUACAAUGCCUACUGUGUAUACAGUUACAAAAUUUAACAUUGAAAAUUCGACCGGUUGGUAAAGUGAAAAAAAAAAGCCUACGCGUCGUUUUCCGGUGCUGUAUUUAAUUGAGUGUAAUAUUAUUAUAAUUAGAGCCGAAAACUUUUACGGGGCGAUGACGACCCGUAGGAAAACCGGAUUACUACUAUGUAACAUACAUUUUUAUAGGCGUAUAACAUAACUUCUCUCGAAACUCGGGGGUUGGGGAAGGGGGGAAAUCGUAUAGACGAAACACGCUCCGGUGUGUGUAAUAUGUGUAUAAAAAAAAAUAUAUACGUAUAUACAUAAAAAAAAAAUCCAAUGCACGCAAACGGACGGCGGCCCAUAAUUUUUAAGUCGUCCGCGGACGUGUAUAAUUAUUUCUUUUCCGUAGGCGUUCUCGACCGUAUAACUGCAUAAUGAUCCGCGCGAGCGAGUAAUAAUAUUGUACAGAUAUAUUUUUAUACACAAUUUUUUAUUAUUAUUUUUAUUUUUUUUUUUACUUUUUUUCCAUCUUCCGAAAACAAUACUCACGAGCUCGCGCGCACACACGCCCGCGAUAUGCGCACCCGAGGAAAAACGUAAUAAUACGAAAAAAAAAAAGUAAUAUUUUUUACCGCACGCGGUAGUAUUGUACCGCGUAUACAUUAUAUAGUGAAUAAUACAAUAUGCGCGAAUCGCCCGCAGGAAAUCCGAAUGAUGGCCAAUAUUAUAAUAAUAUUAUAUUAUAACAACAGCGAUGGCAAUAAUAAUAAUACGAGUACAACAAGAUAAAAAUAAAAAAAAAAAUACCGAUAGGGCACGCGAUCCCGUCGUCGUCAUCCACGCACCGACUUCGGUCGUCCCGCAAUCUUUUACACGCACGCGUUACGGUCCACCGGACUUGGCGGUAUGUAAUAUUAUCAUUAUGUUGUUUUUUUUUUUUUUGUGCGAUAUGCUUGAAAAUAUAUCGUCGUUUUUUUUUACGGAAAUCAUGUCGAUUUUACUUGAACAUUUUUUGGACUUUGAAGGAUGCCACGCUUGGAUCUAUUGUUAAACGGCGCGACGUGGCUGAUUUUCGUUUAGCAACGACGACUUUUUCCUGUCACUGUUUUUAUCACUCCCGUGAACUUACCAAUUCUAAAAGUUCAAUGAUAAGAACAUUAACUGCGCUAAUUUUUCGAAUGGUUUAAUUUUUAACAGAUAUAUGAGUCUGCGAAAUUUAAAAACGCUUACAUGAGUCUCGGUUGAAAAUUAUGAUAUUGAAAAAAAACACCCACGCAGUUGCACAGACAAUUUUCUUAUCUUUAUUUAGUUUGUCAAUAGAUAGAUGCAAUCUAACAUUAAAACUGACAAGGACAAAUUAGUAGCACCUGCUGAACGAAAAAAAUGAUGUAUAUGUUAGUAAGACGGAGACAGCAUAAUAUGCGGGAGUGGCGUCCACUUAACGGGCGAUUACGGAUGAAAUCUCCUGAUUUGCUAUAAGUUCGAGAAUCCGAAAUUCGAAAUUUAUUUUAAAUCCGAUUUUAAAACUAUGUAUAUAGUAGCUGAUUUAAGAUUCUUGUAAUACAUUAAAAAAAAAAAAUAAUAAUAAUAAAUCAAUUAUACAUAUAUUCGUACAAUUCACAUUUGACAUUUAGCUUAAAAAAAAAAACCAACCAGAAACCCGAAUUAUUGUGAAAUCUGAAACCCGGAUUUGUGUCACGUCUCAUUAUAAUAUUAUUACAGUAUAUUCACGAUUUUUUACAUUUAAUUUCCUGCAUUUGUUAAGAUUUUUGAAGACGACGAUUAUUCAGUAAAAACAUAAUAUUUUUCGUCGCGUUUUAACUCUCUUCUAACCCGAUGCACAAUGUGGAUUACGUCAAAAGAUGGCAAAAACAGUGCUUAAAAAAUGUUACUCUGUCUUAUCAUAUAUUAUUAUGUAAUUUGUAGAGAAGUUUAUAUACUGCAUUUGAAACCGGUUUAAAGCACGCGGUGUUGCUUAAAUAAUUGAUCCAGUUGGAACGGCAGUAACAUGAGUUUCGGUAGACUCUUUAAUUAUAACAUACAAUAAUAACAUCAUAAUGUAUAACUAAAUUUGUAAAGUUAUAAUUUUUUUGUUAUAAAUUCGCGAUUUUAACGUUUACCGAUUUCAAGUUAUCAUUGCAAGUUAAAUUAACUACAGGUCAGUUUGCGAAAAUUGUUGUCAUUCGGAGUAAAUGUUCACAAUAAUGUCACUAAUACGUUCGUUGUUAUCAAUAAUUAUUAUUUUAAAUAACCGUUUAACAAACCGCAAUGUACCGAACGUUCGGAAAUCGGUUCCGAUUAUAAAACCUAAUAAAAUAUUUACGAUACCAGAAUGAUUAAAAUUUCCCAGCAAUAAAUAUAUAAAACGUGAAUAAACUUAUUAUAUAUUUAUUGAAAUUUUUUUUUUUUUUAAUUGUAUUUUAUACGUAUCAAUUUGUACAUUUGUGUUUGACCUGGGAACCAAUUCCGUAGUUCAUCUUUUCCCCGCCAUAAUCGAUUAUUGUGAUUUUCAACACCGUAAUUCGGCUAUUUGCAUUCACACAUGAAAACAAUUACAAGACCCAAAAAAAAUCUUUAUCAUCGAUGUAUGUGUAUACGGUUUUAACAGACAUUGUGGUAAUUUCUUUACAUUAUAUACUUUUGUAUACAUAAUAUGUAAGAAAAAAAAACGUCUUAAGUAUCAAUGAGCACAAAAGUAAAAAUCUUUUUAUACCGUUUCUAUCAGUUUAUAAUUUUAUAAUAUAAUAUACAAUAUUAUUAUAUUGUGCACGUAUCGAACACAAGUCAUAAGGUCAGUUAUACAUUAUGUGAAUGUUAUUUUUAACAUUUAAAAUUUCACACAUAAUUUGAUAGUAAUGGUUAUUAUUUUUUGAAAUAUUCCGAUUUUUCGUUAUUUCGCGAUGUACAAUUUUACUGCGAAUUAUAAUAGUCGGAAGCCUAUAAUAUUGUUUCGGUUCGAUGUAAACUGUAAAUUUGUCGAUAUUUUUCCCCAUUUCGUGUAAAAAGCUUCUGGCGCAACGUAACGAAUCCGUACGAUCAGAAUAGAUUUUCAAAUGGUUGUAUAGAUAGUUCAAAGAUGAUUUUUCGCUGAAGGUUCUCUCGUUUGUUAAACCGUGUUAACUUCGGUCGUUACCCGCCUUUGGUUGAUCAACUGUAUUACGUGUUUCCCCGUCCGAAUAGGGUCAUAUAUUAGGUGAUACAAGUUUUACACAAAAAAAAAAAAAACCCGCGAAAAAAACCGGUAGACAUCGCCGUCGUGGGACAAUCGACUCCGCGUAUCAUAAUAAUAGUACAUUUUGUAUAAAUGUUGUGCGGUUUAGAAAAAAAAAAUUUGUUUACUUUGUUUGUCAUAUUAUUAUUAUAAUAUACACGAAAAGAUAAGAAAUAGUCGCCCACGCUAAAUUUGGCGUACAUACACACUCACACACACACGCACUACACAAUACUGUACAACUAUGUACUAUAUAGUUUGUGUGCGAUAAUUUUUUUAUUUUUCAUUUUUUUUUUAUACGCACCAUUCCAUUUUUCGGUUCACACGAUUUUUUUUAGUAAGAAACCAACCAUUCAGGGCGGCCGCCGCCCGCGUACACAAUUGGCCUAUUGUCUUUUGGGUCCAUGUUGUUUUAUCAUCAUAGUAUAUAUAUAUGUAUAGUAUAAUAUACUGUGUACUUAUACAGAAAAAAAAAACAUCGUCUACCAACAAUGAAUAAUUUGCCUCAGAAUAGAAAAAUAAUACGGACAAAAAUUCUUUCUAAAAUACACUCAACGCCGGAUUUUGCAAUAGUACGGUGUUAGGAAAAAAAAAAAAAAUAAAAAAUUACAAGAUAUUCUUAUAUUAAUUGUUACGUCGUUAAUAAGUCGAGAAAAACUACACCACGUUAUGUUGUUAUUAUUGUUAUUAUUAUUAUUAUGAUUAUCUUGUUAACGUGUUAAGAAUUUCUUCGUUUUAUGUAUACCAACCUAUUGUUCUAUUACCACGUUAAUUAUAAUACAGUAUAAUAUACUUACGAUGAGAAUUUAAUUACAUUAUUAUUCUCAUUUUACGCCGAACACUUUUUUCGAAAAUAAUUAGAGAGUUAUUCGGAUCUCGAAGUUAAUAUUGGAUUUUAGAUUCUGAGUGAAGCGAGGAUUGUACGGGGUUUUCUGUAAUGUGGUUUUUUUUUGUGCAAACAAUUUUUUAUACCAGAAAUCGUAUAUACUUUACCGGAACUUUCUUGUAGCAUUUUCGAUCUAUAGUUGGUGGUAGGUUGAAAAGGAAAAAAAACGGGUAUUUUUUGUUAAUUUCUGAAUCACCUUAACAACAAGAGAACAAUUACGGUUUAAUAUUCUGCUAAGAAUCGUUUUUCGCUAGCAAUCACUAACGAUUAAUGGUUUAUCGUCUACAAAUAUAAAUUAAAUUACUCUAUUUAUCUUUCAUCUAAUUUGUCCUAUUAAACAAUCGAUUCAUCAACAGGAUCAGUCUUUAUUACGAUUUUGUUUCAAAAUGUUUGAAAAUUGAACUCAUUUGAAAAUCUAAUCCAUUGUUAAUGAAAACGCGACGAUGAGAGCACUGUGGUCAGGGUAACGUAGGCUAUAGACACAUUUAUAAUAAAAUAAUGGACACAACAUUCAAUCUUGCCGCAAGCAAAUGUAGUUUUUUUGGUUAUUUGGGAUAAAUAUUUACAAUAUUGUCACUGAUAUGAAACGAGUUUUGUACAUAACCGUAUUAACCGUGCAUUAACCGUACAUUAAAAGCCUUAUUCUGUUUUUCUUUCUCAUACCCGAAAAAAGAACGCCAUUUGAAAUCGAUAAAGACUUGUUUUUUUCAUUAUUUUUUUAUCUAUGGUUAGACUAGCCUUACCAGGUUCGUCGGAUAAAACUAAUAAUGAUUAAAAUUUGUUAUGUUAUCAAUAAUUAUUAUAAAAAAAUAUCGUUUUGUUUCAAACCGCAAUGUCCUGAACGUUCGGAAAUUAUUCCCGAUUAUAAAACCCUAAUAAAAUAUUUGUGAUACCGGAAUUAUUAAAAUUUUCUCUGUAAUAAAUAAAUAAAACGUGAAUAAAUUUAUUGUAUUUAUUUAAACGUGUUAUUAUUAUUUUUUUAAAUUUUAUUCUACGUAUCAAUUUGUACGUUUUUGUUUGACCUGGGAACCAAUUUCGUAGUUGCCCUCUUCGAAUAUAAUCGAUUAUUGUGAUUUUGAAACAUCGUUAUUCAACAAUCUGUAUACUCACACACGUGAAAAUAAUAGUAAGGUCCGUUCAUAAAAUAUCUUUACUAUUUAGGUAUACGGUUUUAACAUAUAUUGUGGUAAUUUCUAUACAUUAUAACCAUAGUAAAAAAGAAAAAAAAACGUCUUUAAGUAUCAAUGAGCACAAAAAUAAAUACCUUUUUAUACUGUUUAUCCGUAUGUAAUAUAAUGUACAAUAUUAUUAUAUUAUAUUGUGUACGUAUCGAACACAAGUCACACGGAGACGAUUGUAAGUCAGUCAUAAAGUGAUAAAUCGGAAUCGAGUCCGUGUGAAACGGCGAAUUAUCCUUUUUUUUUUUAAUGCUCCGAGUGUAUAAAUGUAUAUAUUAUAUUAUCGUCGUUAUUAUUAUUAUUAUUAUAUACCUGUACGACUUAUAUAAACUCGUAUUACUGGUUUCAGGUGUAUUUGCGAACCUGGUUACACGGGCAAAAACUGCGAGAUGGUGUACGUCCCGUGUGAUCCGUCGCCGUGCGCCAACAGCGGCAGGUGCGUGCAGAUCGACGAUCUCAAUUACGAGUGCCAGUGCAAGUCAGGUAAUUAUUGUUAUCGGUCUCGGUCAAAAUAUUACGUUAUAACGAUAAUUAUAACAAAAACAACAACAAUAAUAUUUAUGUGUAUAUGUGAGUUAUGACACCGCGAGGUAACGAAAUACGAGUACAUAUAGGUAUCGCCGUUGACGAACCGUCUGAAACCGAUGAGACCCAUUAUAAUGUAUAACCCGACCUCUGUACAAUAAUAUUAUGUUAUUCGCCUCCCCGGGUCGACGGGGAAUACGCGCACUCAAAAAGCGCAUCCGCGAUAUCGUAUUCGUCCGGUUUAUCGCGAUGAUCCGGAUUUUUUGCGUUCAAAGUCCGUGAGAAUCCGGGAAAAACUUUUAAAGUGUCCUGCACGCAUCACGAAUCGAAUUAUAUAUUUAUGAAUUUCGGACUGCAUUGACCGAGAGAUUGGCCUGAAAAAAAAUACACUGCAUAAUAUAGGAAUCCGGAUUCUGCUUGUUUAACACUACGACGAUUGGGCAUAAACACUAUUUACAUUUACAUUUUGUGUUCGCCUAGAAAGACUACUAGUGUUCUCAAAAAUCUAAACUGUCGGGAUAACGAGUUAUUCACUAAUUGAAUAAUCAAUAAUUUUUUCUCGCUUUUUUUUUCUGUAUUUAUUUUUAUAGUAUUAAUUAGCAUACAAAAUAUAUUUGAAAAUUUAAUUUCGUAUACUUAAUCAAUAUAACAACUCUAUUGAAGAAAAUCCAUUUAAGUUUAAUAUUCAAUAAACAAGAAGACGUAAUAACAGCUAAUACAUAUAGUAUACAAAUUUCCAAUGUUCAACGUAACUAUAAUAGAAUAUUACUAAUAAAUAAUAACGUGACUUGUAUUAAUACAUAAUUAAAUUAAAAGAAUAGUGUACACUUGUAUUUAAUUUUAAGUAUUUUCAUAAGCGUUGCGUUUAAAACAAAAAGAAAAAAAAAUGUCAUUAAGUAUCAUUUCGAACGAUUUGAAAAACUGGCAACCCUAUACGCGUAUAAUAUAUUGUACACGACGAUUUUUCGGUCGAUACGACACAUUUUGAAAUCGAUUUUCUAAGCAUUUUUAGCGGUUUUUUUACGGCUGUACGAUCUGGAAUUCUCCGUUUAAAAUACACCGCAGUAAUACGGGAAACGUGCCAUUUAAAAAAAAUAAAAAAUAAAAUAUGAUGUAUCCCGCGGCCUUAUCACGCAGAGACGCCGUAUCGCUGGCGCCUUUGGAUGUUUGUGAUAUUCACAUCGAACUAAAAAAAAAAAAAACAAAACAAAAACAACAUGUAGAUUCGAUAACAUUAUUAUUACAUGUGGUAUAAUUAUUUUUAUCCGAGCGGCUUCCGGUCGGCGGUCGUAUUUUUAAUUUCUAAUCGCCAAUAAAUACGUGAUAUUGGUCGGAAGUCGCCGGUGGUGUGCGUAUUGUGCGGUUAACGUUUUUAUCUGUGCGGCGAACGGUUUCGUGGGAAAUAUUUUGGAAGCCGGUUGGCUAUCGCGCACUCUCGGACGCCACUCCAUGGGAAUCGAUAAGAUGACAUUUUCGGUGGCGCCAGUGGUGGGAGGCCAUUUCCCUGCAAUAUCUAUACGAGAUUGACGAGUUUUUUUUUUUUUUUUUAAAUUUGUUUUUUGUACAUCCGCGAUAGCUCGAUUGCUUAACAAUGUAUAAAAAUAUAGACACUUAUUGCUACCCGCCGUACAAUACAAUAACCUAAUACAGCGCGGUUCAAAAGUCUUUAUCCGAUAACGUAAUCGAGCUACUGCAGUCGAUCGCACGUUCGGAAAGAUUAUCGAUUCUAUUGGCGAGUUAUUUAAGACGGAGCACCGCGGCCGUGGAAUUUAGAAUUUUGUCCGGUCAAACAACGGACUCUCUUAAUGGCGGCGACGGUAGAGCCGGUGGACGGUUUGACGAUAUUCGACUUGGUCGAUCAGAAUCGUUCGAGAGUAAUUCGAACACCGUUUAGCCGAUGGCCAGCGACCAGUGGCGAUUGUAAUGAUGUCGAACAUUAAUAUUGUAACACAUCAUUAUAUGUGUAUACAAUUCAAUUAUCUGCCGCUCAGAAUCGUUUUUCGUUAGCGACGGUUUAUCGUUGUGUAAAUUAAAGUGUCGGCCCUUUUUUUUUUAUACUUUGCCUUCGCUUCCGUGUCAUCGUCGUUUUUAGAAAUGGAUACGAAUUUUUCGAAAAUCGGACUUUCGGACCGCGCUGCGUCAUACAUAUUAAUAAUACCCGUGCAGCGACUCGUUAUUAUCGUUUGACGACGUCGACGACCCCGAAAACCGGGAACAGUAAUAAUAUACAGGCACGCGUAUUUUUUUUUAUUUAUUUACGUGUCAACGACUAUAAGAUUCCGGUGCUAUAACCGUGGCGUGGGCGUUUUUCAGGCGGAAUAUUUCCCAUGAUAAACUGUAAUGACGAAUAUGUGACAGUGGUGCACACAAAAUGCUGCACAAUCGGACGCCGAGAUAGCCCGCCGCGAUUGUAAUAUUUAUUGUAAUAUUUUAAAUCUAAUCACUCGCGUACAAAGGCGAUUCGUUGGUCGUCGUCGUCGUCGUCGUCGGAGCAGGAAACGUUUUUAUCACGCGUCGUCGCGGCCGUGUUUUGACUGUGUACCCCGACGAUUAAUGACUUUUUACUGGCGUAAAAGAAAUACAAAUGAUACAAAUAGACCGACACUUAAUCAUGGCUGACGGGCGCGUGCCUGCGUUGUUUUUGGAGGAGACGGCCGACGCGCGAGUAAAUAAUUCAAUUUGUAUAUCCGCGCGCAACGAUAAACCGUCUGGUCAACAAAAAACGAUUCCGAAUAUUAUUAUAGCAUCGUGUUAAUUCUUUCGUCGCCAAUGUUUAACCGCGCGCGUGUAAUAUCGACAAACAUUGUUGCCCGGUUCCGCCUGUCGCCCAUAAACGGGAAAAAUGUUUUCCGAAUCGAGGAAAACUCGUUUUUCCCAUAAUAGUAUAUUACAUACGCGUUUUGAAAUCGUACACCACGAACACUUGGCCGAAACGAAACAUUGAUAUUGUCCGCACAGCGCUUUGUAGUAUAAUUAGUGUACCUAUACCGUAGACGCAUCAUUUCGUAAAAAAAAAAAAAAAAAACUAACUAACGGUACCAACACCGGGUAGAAUUUUAAAUAAAUCUCCCGCAUUGUCGGGCGGCGCUGUUACAGCGAGGAGCGCGCCCUAAAAAUCAACGCCGCGAGUGUCGUCGCUUCCGCCGGUCGGUCGAAAUUAUCUCUCUUAACGCGUGGCGGCGUCGUCUUCGCGCGCGUUCCCAAUAAUAGGUACCCGCGGGUAAAUAAUAAUAAAUGAUCGAUGAUCGAUCGACGCGAUCGAAUCCCCCGCGUCAUCGACGUACACACCUCGUCGAAACCUUUCGGCGGCCCGCGUGUAAUAUUUUAUUUUAAUAAUAUUAUUAUCGUCGUCGUCGUCGUCGUCGUGUGAUACGAUAUUAUUACGCCGCGGUCCGUCUCACGAAACGCGUUCGCGUAUCACGUCGCAUCUCCUGCGCGGGCUGUCGACGGCACCGGACGACGACGUUAUUAAGCCGUUCGUCCGCCGCCGCCCAUUUCGCCGUCGUGUCGGGCCGUUCUAACGGAUCGCUUUGGCUCGGCGAACACAUCACACGCGCGGGCGCGCGCGCGCGUAUACGUUUUUUCCCUCCGUCCCCCCCCCCCUACCCUUCUCCGCUUAUGAUAUUAUAAUAUUCGUCCGAUUCGACUCGCCGCCGAGUUUUACGAUUGCGAUAAUCGUGACCGCGGAGAAUAAUCUAUACGUGCGUACAUGCAUAUAUAUCAUAAUAUUAAUAUCCGCGCGGUGUAUAAUAAUAAUAAUAAUAAUAAUAAUCGCCAUUUUUUUUUUUUUUUUCUUAAAUACUACACAUAAUAUUAUAGGCACCACUCUGGUCGCCCGACACCCUGACGUACGUAACGGUACGCGUCGGACCGCCGCACGUCUUUUUCUCGUCGUGUCACUGCGGUAUUAUUAUUAUUAUUAUUAUUUAUUGUGUGAUACGCGCGUCGUCUCGUCUCGUCUGCCUGUCGUCGAAAGCGCGAGAUUUGCGCGUGUGAACGGGAAAAAAACCGAAACAAAAAGAGGAAAAAAAAACCUAAACCAAAUCCGUCGGACGGAUUUCCAUCGGCCGCAUAAUAUAUAAUAAAGCGGCGGACGUUUGCGGGCGGGCGAAUCGAUUAAAAUACCGAUUUUACGGUAUCGUUCCGUAUAACCGCGCGGACAUACCGGAGAAAAACGCGCGCGCGCGCACACCCGGUGCAGGAGGACACGCACACCGGUUUUGUGCGGUGGGCCCACCUGCGCGGCGACGACGACACGCCGACCGAUGUUCGCGUGUCGACGCGCCGAGUAUUGUGUCGAUCGAGUCGAUAAUUAUUAUUAUACAAUCGCAAAUAAUAAUAAAUAACAAUAAUAAUAUCGCAGUCGCCAGAACGCGGAAUAUCUCUGGCGACGCGAUUUUUCGCGACUUUCUUAUCGGACAGCAAACGAACCGAGUCCCCGGGGGAAGUGCGGGCUCGUAGGCGCAACUAGAACACCGACACAGGUCUCGAUUAAAAACGCGAAUUAAUGCGUACCUACACGGAAUCCGUGUACCCGUGAAUAACGAAUAUUUGUACUCGCGUAUGAAUGUGAUAUUCGUGAAUUUAUACUAUCCGUGUACGCCGAUACUUCUCGCCGAGAAAUGUGUAAUAAACAGCUUGUUUUUAUGUAAAGAGAUCACCGAAAAGUGAAUACGUUUUGGUUUUUCUCCCCGAAUCGUUGUGUCGUGUCUUGCGUCCGUCUAUAGUUUUUUGUUUGCCGUUUCUCGCCUAUAUAUAAUACUGUUAUGUUUCUUUUUUGCGCAGGUUUUCGCGGCAAAAACUGCGAGGAGAACAUCGACGAUUGCAUACCGCACGCCUGUCUCAACGGCGGUACGUGCGUGGACGACGUGAACAGUUACACGUGCUCGUGCACCCCGCAGUGGACGGGCGAUUCGUGCGAGAUGGACGUGGACGAGUGCGCCAUGCGUCCGAGCGUCUGCCACAACGGGGCCACCUGCACCAAUUCCCUGGGCUCGUACAACUGCAUAUGCGUCAACGGCUGGACCGGACAGGACUGUUCGGUGAACAUUGACGACUGCGCCGGAGCCGCCUGUUUCAACGGCGCCACGUGUAUCGAUCGUGUGGGCAGUUUCCAUUGUCAGUGCACGCACGGCAAGACCGGUGAGUGAAAACGUUUUAAACGUCAUUUUUUUUACGGGCAACUGCGCAGUGCAGUUUUAGAUUCGGAGGUUUGAUGUUAUAAUAUCGCGAAUACGCAAAAUAAACAAUUUCAAUUUUCGAAAAUAUAAUGAUUCCGCACGACUUUCAUGACGAAAGCGUAUAUCGUGUUUUCGGCGGAACACGUCUAUAGCUGUUUAUUGAGUCAUGUUAACGGUGAAUUUUUCUCGCGAUUUAACAUUGAAUUUUGUUGAAAAUUCCAGUCUUUGAGAAAAAAAAACUGCCACUGAAUGUAUAGUUUAUAAUUUUCAAAUCGUCUUUGUCGUAUUCGCGUGUAUGAUGGUCUAUACGACAAACGUCGAGAUCAAAAUGCUUUUCUAAUGUCUAACGGCGUAAAUCAUGUUUUUUUUUUUGUCCACAGGUCUCCUUUGCCACCUCGACGACGCGUGCACGUCCAACCCGUGUCACGCCGACGCAAUUUGCGACACGAGUCCGAUAAACGGUUCGUACACGUGUUCGUGUGCGUCCGGUUACAAAGGAGUCGAUUGUUCCGAAGACAUCAACGAAUGUGAACAAGGUACGAUCUAGAAAGAAAAAAAAAGUUGUUCAUAAUAAUAUAAUAUAAUAAAUACAACACGAGUAGUAGUAUAACAUAAUACGAAUCCUCGGUGCGCCGAAAUCACAACAGCGACGACGGGUUCCCACACUAUCGCGUUUCCACGGGCAUAAAACCGCACUCCGUCUUCGGCGUCCGGGGGGGUGGAGUGACGACGGCGGUGGGUGGAGGCUACCUCUUCUUCUUUUUCUUCUUCUCCUUCUUAUAUACUUCCAUACUUCUAUUACUUCUAUUACUAUAACUACAAGUCCUCCUAUUCUCGUAAUCCACACCGUACAGUUCGUCGUAGUAUACACGCGGCAGGGCUCUUUCUCCGCGCGCUUCUCUCCAUUAUCCGGGCCGCCGAACAAUGGCCCGCCGGCUUCCUGUUCCCAUGGCCGUGUGCGUGUUUCGCCGCGAUUGUGGGGGAUAAGGGGAAAAUGAGAUUAUCGUUGUCCGAUAACGGCGACCGGUAAUUAAAAUGGUUACGUACGUACGCGCGCGCACGGUAACGUCAGCGGUCACCGCGAGUAACCGCACGUAUGUAAUGCGGUUGACACCGUUGACGUUGCGGACACGUCGUGUACGUACAUGUACUCUGGUACAGUGCGUAUACUGCGAACAAGUUUAUUUUUUUUUCUCUACUGGUCAGGCCGAUAAUAUUAAUAUAAUAUCCUAUGGUCGCCGCACAGAUGCUUAUCUGGGUAUUCAGCACUUGUCGCGCCGCUCGUGCAACGUACACGAUCCGUGUUUUCCACGACAUUUCAGGGCCGCGUCCGGAAACAGGAAGAAUACCUGCAGCGGCCGGACGCGUACGCCGCUAUAUACACGAGUGUGGGUAGUCGUUUCGGCCGAGGGGGAGGGGCGGGUAUAAGCCAGAGGAGAGGCUGUCGGCGAUCGACCGUAAGUACGCGUACUACACGGACGGCGGAAGGGAGGGGGGCGUGCCCGUCCGGCAAUCGGGAGAUGUAGAGAUAGGUAUACCGCCGCGGAAGAGGAGGAGGAGCAGGCGCGAGCGGGUCGCGGACGGAUGGAUUACAUUUCGUGAAACGUUGUAAUUAAGACGUAGUCAUCUUUUUAAAUUGUCAAGUGAACAAACGGCGGCGCACGCCUCCGUUAACGAGUCAAUUAAAAAUCGUAAUAGAUUUUCGGUCCCGGUGGGUUGGCGAGCAGAUUUUUCAUCGCGCGCUGUUACGUAACGCGACGACUCUACUCCGCGACGGAUACCUUUCACACGUUUACCGCUCGCGCGCGCGCCCACCUCGUUAAUGGAAUAUCAACGUGCAUCAUGAUCUAUCACCCGCCUGUACCAAUAAAAAUUGUUUAACGAUUAUGAGCCGGGAGUUGUAGCGUUGAAAAGUUGAUUUUUUUUUCUUCUGCGCUUUAACGCGUACUCGAAAUCACCGAAAUAUAUAAAUAGCGCAGAAAAUCGGGAAAUAUAAUCGUCCGAAAUCAUAUCCGACAAUAUUGCUGUAGAUACUACGAUGGGGACAGCCGUGUCUUUCUCGGGUUCGUACACCGACUGUUUUAACAAUACGCGAAAUGCUAAUACCCCUAGCCUCGAUUACGAGCACCACUUUUCGUUUCUGAGUGGUCGACACCGAGGAUGUUUCUACGCUAUUUUGAUAAUUAUAAAUAGAUUUGGUUUAAGAAUGUUCCCUCGUUUUCGGGUAAAAUCAAAACAAAUCUCUUUAAAAAAAAAAAAAUUAACCGAGUUCCGCUCAGAAUCGUUUUAACCUUCCUACCUUCCUGCUCGAAUCGAUAACUAAUCCGCAGUAUGUAUGUAGUCCUAUAACCUAUAUUUUAUUUUCGCAGGAUCACCAUGUGAACACGAUGGAGUUUGUGUCAACACUCCAGGAUCGUUUGCCUGCAACUGUCCGCAAGGAUUCACAGGGCCCCGGUGCGAGACCAACGUCAACGAGUGCGAUUCUCAUCCGUGCAAAAACGAAGGUUCUUGUCUGGAUGACCCCGGCACUUUUCGAUGCGUGUGCAUGCCAGGUAAUUAAUUAUUUUUUUUUUUACAUUUUUUUUCGACAUUUUCGCGUUUUCGCGUACGUCCUUUAAAGUAAAUUCAUUGAGCGAUACAAACGAUUUUAGCUUUAGGUCAUUUAUAUUACUCCCGGAGCUCUUUUUUUAAGGAGAAGUAGAUCAAAAAAAAAAAAUGUUUCUCCGUAUCGGUUUUUAAUUGACUCCUGUCACUAAAGGUAAAAAACGUCCGCUGGUAACGAUAAUUCGUCAACUGUGCGAGAAACGACCGACCUUCUCGCUACACACAAACAAUAGUAUAGGUUGGUAGGUUUUUUUUUUUUUGUUUUUUUCAAAACGACUGACAAUUUUCGUCAUUUCUCUUCUCGGCGACAUGUACGCAAACGUGAUUUCACGGAAUUCUUUAUUUCUUUAUUUCUCCGACAGUGCACACAUUCGUAUAACGUAUACCUAAAAUCCGUCGACAAACUUAACAUUAUAUUUUCGAUGAUUUACGUAAUAUUGUACUUAUAUUAGGAGUCCAGCACGAAGAUAUUUAUAAUAUGUAUUAAUAUUUUACUAUCAUUUUUUUUUAAAGUAAAUUUUAAGCGUUUUUUAUAUGCGUUAUUUGAAAUAAAAUUUAAAAAUCGGUGUUCAAUGAUGGGCUGUAGAACCACAAAAGUUUAUCAAUAAGUAUAAAUAUAUAUUUAUAAAAAAAAAAUUAUAUUAUGUUUACAAACUUGCGGAAAAUUUCUGUACCGGGGCUCCUUAAUGAUGGAUUUAAAACGACACUACGCGAUGAUCAAUCUUCAAGUAUUAAUAACCAGUUUGGGAUAUUCUUUUUUGGCUAAUUUACAAAACUAGCAAAUCUAAAAUUCCAACCAUUUUUUUCCGUCAUCAUUAUUUUUACAGUUAAAACCACUAUCCGAUUUUAACAUUCAAAUCGUAACUUACAUUUAAAAUAUGGUAACAUAGAUGUAUGAAGUUUUAGUUUAAACGAUAACGUUGGUGUUGAAACUUUUAAUUUCCGUGUCAACCCGUCGACGAGAUACAAGUGGUCGGAGAGUGGGAAUUGAGUGCCCCGGUGUUUGAGUUGUGAUCAUCCACUACUCUCCGGCCCCAUACCGAUGAAACGGCAAAUUUAAUAUAGUGUACAAUUGACGGAAAUAAUAAACGACAACGCCAAAAUUUAUUUAAACUAAAGCUUCAAUCUAUUUACGCAAUUUGGUUUUGACGAAAACUAACGGUAUAUAUUGUAGCAUUUCAGAAGUAUUGUUCUUAAAUGUUUCAAAAAAACAAAUUACGAAAAAAGUUAGUACUUUCCGAGAUAAUGAGUGUCUAUUACCGAGUACUCUGUAUAUAAAUUAUUUUAUUCGCGGUUUUUUUUUUUUUUUUGUACAUACGACGGUCUCCAAUUGGUAUUAAUUAAGAAUUCCGCUAUUUAUGCAGUCGGAAAAUUUCCGAAUCGUAAACAUACAUUAUAAUUAUUUUUAUCUAUUAUAAUUCCGCAAACGCGGUUAUGGUUAUUACCAUACCCGUCGAGCGGAAAAUGAUAAUAAUAGGACGUUUCGCAUACUAUUAUUAUUGUUAUUAUACGCUACAUCAGUGGAUGUUUUUUUUGUAGCCGGAGAUCUCGAUUAGAAACGCGAAUUAUUAAUCUACGUACGCGAACACGGAGUUCGUGUACACGUGAAUGAAAAAAAGUAUAUUCGCGUAUGUACUUAAUACGCACGCGAAUUUACUAUUCGCGUUCACGUGUUCUGAUGUCAAUAAUUCGUGUAAACGUGAAUAAUUUUUGAAGUACAAUAAGGUUGUAUAGAUUUCAAUGUUGUUAAUAUCAUAUGAAUACGUGAAAACGCGGAGCUCCUAUUUUAAUUCGCUGCCAGGAGAAAAUGUUACCUAUGUUUUAUUACUCUCCGCUCUUGUCCAUUAUUGUCAUCGGGCAACGGAUUCCCGUUCGACGAUGGAUUUUAGAGGAGAGGGAAUCUUAUUAGUAUUAAAAACUUUAAAACAAUGUUCGAUACUCGUCUUUUUCGCCGAUUAUCGGAGGCGUUUUUUUAUGAUCUGCGAAAAUGUGUCGCAUAAGACGCGAUGUAUUAAAAUAUUUUGAUAUCCUUCGAUAUGCUCGAUUCGAUAUCUCCGAUGAUCGCAUCACAAUCGUCCGUGUCCGGACUUUGCGGCGAUUCUCCGUCUUGUUUCGUUGCGUUGUUCGAAUAUUUCGGGAAACCUCAAAUAUAAUGCGCACGAUAUUCGUUAUUCCUAUAGUUUUUAUGCGUUUCCUUGUCUAGCGACGUUAGAACGCGAAAUAACGUACGAUCUAUAGUAUAUGGCGCAUUCCUAUAUGACGUUUACGUUUCCGGAGGUUUUUUCCGUCUCUUUUCCGAGCACGGGCCCAAAUCGGAAAAUCGAACGGGGGGAGAAGAGAGGAGGGGGGGCUAUACAUUUUCGAUGAAAACGAAUAGAGCGAAACCGGCGGCCGCGGGGAGGUACUCUCGGUUAGGUCGCCGCGGGCGGUUAAGUUUUCGACCGGAUAAACGGUAUGCACUCGUGAUCCGGAAUGUGCCGAGCCCCUCGCUAACCAUCGUUCGACCAACCGAGAGACGGAAAAAACAGUAUCCUACAUUACGUAUAUAAUAAUAUUCAUCGCGUUUCGUUUCGGUCGAGUAGCGACGACGACGACGACGGAGAAGACGACGUCCGUCACACGGGUCGUGCCGCCCGUGUGCCGGCGCGCGCGUUUGUCAGCGGCGUCGGCGAGGCGCAUUCAACAACCGGUGCGCGCACAGACAAACACACACACACACACACACAAAAGCUCCGUCGUCGACGGCUCUCUCUUUAUCUUUCACGGAUCUCGCGUGAUCUCGCGUAUACGCGUACACGAUCCACGGCAGAUCAGACCGGCCAGAUAAACACAUCGGAACGGUCGUUCGCCCCACCGCCGCGCGCCGUAGUCGUCGAGGCGAGGCGCAUACAAAUAUUGUAAUGUGUUCCGCCGCGUGUUUCGUGUUCGGGUUUUUUUUUUCUGCCCCCGACCGCCACAAUAAUCGUAACGAUAGUACGCGCACACGCGAUAACGAUAUUACGGCCGCGUUACAGCGAUAAUAACGUUAUAAUUCGGUCGUCUCGGCGACGGUCAAAAGAAGACGAAAUAAAUCGCUUGUAAAAGGGCGAAAACGCGUGAACGGAUGGGGGGGGGGAGUAUAAUCGCUCGCGCGGGAGUUACGGGACUUUCGCGGUCACCUCUUCUACGAGAUUUGCCGCCAAAUAUUUUUGUUUUCAAAAACGUGUUGGAUACAAAUUUUUAAAAAAUAUCAACCCUGACAGCAGUACCCUUAAUUUCGUUCAUUGACGCAAUCUGAGGGGCAGGACUUUUGAACGAUUUCGACUCUCUUUCCCCGGAAAACUCGACCGGGCCCGUCAAUAUAAAGCGCUCAUCAAGUAAAUACUGAGCGUAACAUGACGGGGGUUUAUCCGCCCCCUUCCAAAAAUAUUUGGACUAUUCGUGCCCGCGAUUUGUAAUUGACUCGGGGCAAAGACAAAUAUGAAGACCGCCGGAAACAUUUACAAUAAUAAUAUGCAAACAACUCGUAGAAAUUCUAAACGACAUCGCGUGAUAUGAAGACGAUCGUCGGGUGUUCGAUUUGACUUUAAACGAUAUCGUAUUGUCGACUGUUCAUUCUUUCUUUUUUUUUUUUAAUCUACACACCCGUCUCUUUUCCGUUCGUCGAAUAUAGGAUCGCGUCCCGAUAAAGCGAUUCGCACGCGAUUAUUACUUCCCCCGAUCGUAUGGGCCGUUGUUAGUAUAGCCGCGACAAUUAGCCACGGAUAGAAUCCUUUCAGGAACGGAUCGACCCGAUGAAUUUCGAUCGGUUUUAUGAAAAUUCCAUCCCCGGGGAUAAAAAAUAAUACGGGUUUCUAGUUGUUUUCGGCAUACGAACAUCUAAUUGUUUAUUGAUUUACUAAUGUUCGUUCGCGGGUUACGCCGGUGACACGGAUAACAGUUCGCGGAACGAGAAAACUGUUAUCACUAUUAUCUAGCAAUUAUCCGCCGUAGUGUACGGGGGACGCUCGUGGAUUCCUCGGAUUUUCCGGACUCAUCGCUACAGGACGUUUUUUAAUUUUCCGGACUUUUCCGGAAAUGCGCGACGACCGCGCUUAUUACACUGCGUGUAAAGGACGCGCGGAUUGGGCGCGGCCGCGGAUUAUUAUUGUUUAUUGCCAUAUGGGUACGAGAAACGGACGACGGCAUUAGAAUAAUGUAUAUUACGAUAAUUUAAUACGUGUAUGAAUAGCGGGUCGGGUUAAGCGGUUACGCCGACGACGUCGCCGUGGUCGUCGGACAUUUGUACGCGCAAGAUUUACGGUCCAUUGUAUAUUGUGUAUGCGUGCCGCCGCCGCCGCCCUUGUUCGAGACGUCUGCCCGGUCUCUGUGCAGCGCGCCUUCUUAUCGACGCGCCGCCGCCGCCGCCGCCGCUGCCGUCUGUUCGAUUGAAAACGGCGGCGGCGGCGGCGGCGUCGCGUCGGGUAACCGCUACGCGCAUACACAAUAAAUAUAUUCGCCGCGGAGAGAGAUCGCAAUCGCUAAUGGGUAGUAAAGUUCUUCUCCUUUAUUGGCGCGUAAUACCGGGUGCCUCAUUAACCGCGCGGAUAAUAUCGUCCGCGGGGGCCGCGAGAGGGACCGUCGUCGUCGUCGCGCUUCUCCGCCGUGCGCGUAUUAUAGUAAUAAUAAUAAUAAUAAUAAUAAUAAUAAUAAUAUACGUAUACAUACCUACAGCGCAAUAAUAAUAAUAACAAUAACAAUAACGACGACAACAACAACAACAACAACAACAACAAUAAUAAUAACGAUAAAAUUACGCGUAUACGGACGCCGGGAGGAGACGGGCGAAAAAAAAAAAAAAAAAUUAUAAAGAACCGCACGCUCGCGCGGAAUGUACCGCAUAAAAAUCCGUACUUAUCUUUACGCGCGCGCGCGCGCGCGUGUGUGUACCGCACGGCGGCGGCAAAAAAAAACCCGCGAUCGUACAAUGCGCCAUUGUUCGGGUAAACAACAAAAAAAAAAAAAAACCAUCGUUGGGCCCCGGUCCGUUCGUUACGUACGUAUACGUUAUAUUUACAUUGCUCUGCGAGUACGUAUAGUACGUAUAGUUAUUUUUAUUAUUAUUAUUUUUCGCCUUCUACCCGUCUCUACCUCCCCCGUGUUGCUGUCGUAUAUUCUUCGCGGCGGCGGCGGCGGCGACUACGUUGACCCUAAUCUAUUAUCGCCGCUUUGUUGUUGUUGUGGUGGUUGUCGUCGUCGUCGUCGUCGUUAUCUUGUACACACGCACACACGCCCGCGAGAUUUCGUCGCUAUCACGCCCACGCCGCGGAAUUAUUGUUAGUUUUUGUUGUUGUGUACCGCGGACGGUGCGAGACGGGGCUGGAGCGGCUAACGAACGCCCGGCUCGUUACUCGUUGAAUGCGUUGUUAUUGCACAUCACCGUACUUUAUAACGCGCUAUUGAUUAUCGAAACGGGGACCCGAUUGACCCGCGCACACCGACUCCGGAAAACGUUAAUGAACAGUAUUUUCACGAAACGCAUCAUAAUCCGGUGCUCGCGAGUACGGCGUGUCAUACAGGGCGAUUAUUUUUAAAAGCGCACAAGCGAUUUAUAGGAGGACUUUUUUUUUUUUUCGUCAAUAAUUAUUUCGGAUCAAUCGUGUGAGUCGACCGUGUUUUCUCUCCCUUAUUCCGUAUCUCGCCCGCGAAAACUCUCAAAUAGCAACACAAAUUCAAAACAACGAUUUCUGAAUAAAACAAACAAAACUUUCCGACGAAUUUCGAUGUUCAACACAAUCGUCGGGUGGUCUUUUGAGUUUAAAUUUUAGACCGGACGAGUGCCACGCGUGUAAAGGGAGGAGUCGUUAUCUAAACGCGGACGUGCAAUUUAUCAACAACAGUUGUACGUAUUAUAUAUUCACACGAAUCGCCCUGUAUAAAUCGACGUCUGGUCGUUAGAAAGUUUAUAAUACAAUAUUGUUGUGGAUAUAUUUUUUUUUUUCAUAUACGUAUUAUUAUUAUUAUUAUAUAGACAGGUGUCUGUUUAAACGAACGACGACUGCGCGUCACCGGGUCACCGGAUAGGUUUCCGUUUUUUAUUGUUAUUUAUUUUUUUUUUUUUAACGUGUAAGUGACGAUAAAACGUAGAAAGAAAAAAAAUUACAAUAAUACGAUACUUUGGGUUUACGUUCGUUUAAUUGCACCGACGGCGGCAGUUUGUCGGGUCGUAAAUAUUUUAUCGUUCCGUAAACAACUGCUGCGCGAGCAAUCGACAGCUUCUUCGCGUUCGUCCGGAGCCCCGUUUAACACCGCUGCGUUAUUAUUACAGUCGUGUACCGAAACAAAAACGAAAAAAAAUCUCGUCUUACCCGGUGUCGAAAUGCCAACCGUCGCGUGCAUAACAACGUGCGAUAACACAAAGGCGGUGGUCCUCGUGCGUUCGUGUAAUAGACGAUUAUUGUUUCCGUGUGUACGCCGCCGGAUUUGUGCCCGUCAUUUCGCCGUCCCCGCGCCACUCUCGUAGUCCAGUGACGGGACGAGAUAUAACUGUCUUCGCCGCAAAGCCGUUUUGUAUUCCGUUUUGACUGUUUUUUUUUUUAUUUUUUUUUAUUUUUUCAAUCUCUCUAAUUACGAUGUUCGCCGUCAUCGUCACGGUAAAUCACGACGGAACCAUCUGUCCGCGGACGUCCGUUAUUAUUAUUAUUGUAUCGGUUACGACCGUGGUUUCGUCGCCGCCCGUACGGCUGAUAUAUACCUAGCGAUUUCCGUGUUGGGAUUUCGCUUUACUACCGAUCCGCCCCCGCGUCGAACCCGAUGUACGUGUCCACAACGUCCUCACGACUGUAUUGUGAUAAUGUGGUCACGAGGGACGACUCGCGUCCCCGAGUCCCGGGGAGCUCCGCGGAAAUAGGACCGUACAAAUUACCCCGUUCGAAACGGGCGGCAUUAUUACCCGGCGUGAUUGCGUACCGACCGAUGUUACCCCGCGGGAUCGUUACAGUCCCGCGAAUAUGUGAACGUUGAUCGUAAUCAUAAUCGGAUCUGCCAAUCGCAUAAUCGAUAAUUUACAGGGUCCGGCGUUCAAGCGACACCCGAUGCCGUUUGAAACCACCCGCUUUUAUGUAACGAAUCGAAUACGUUUCGAGUAAACGCCGAAAAUAUUUGCCCGGGGCACGUAUUAUUACAAUUAUCGGGGUUGGAUUUUAAAAUAAUUUUCGAAAGUUCGGUCCGCAAAAAAAAAAAAAAAAAACCCCGAUAAAAGCGACGGACUCGGGUAUCGGGAACAAACGACAAUACGGGAAAGCCGGGGAACGCUAACCGUAAAACGCGCGAAAAACCGAGACACGGCCCGGUGUGGCGGAGGCCGGACGACCGGUCGGACGGAGUAAAAAAAGAUUUGCCUGGAUCGCGGGCUGCGAUUGGUCCGAAAAGUCUUGUCGUACGCUGCCGGUAUGUACGUCACUUUGCCGUCUACGCGCGUGUACCGUAACAGUUAUUGAGUUUUCGCGACAAGCGGCGAGCGGCGGCGCUAAAUGAUUAGCCGCGUUCCCGGGCCCGUACCGCGAAAACUGGUCGCCGCGCGACGAUUCCGAAAAUGGGCGGAAAGGAAUGAAAGAGAGAGAAAAAAAAACACAUCGCCGAUCCGACCGGAUUCCGCGGACGGUUUUUUUCCUAUUUGUAUUUCGUUUCGUACCUAUUAUAUCCGUUUCCAGUUAGUGGGCAAUAACAAGCCGUACAAAUCAACGGGGGCGAACGAAUACCUCUCGCUCACUCUCUCUCUCUCGCUCACUCUCUCUCGCUCACUCUCUCUCUCUCUCUCUCUCGUCGGCCCGACAGACACGAGGACGACUACGGCGAUUGCGACGACCGUCGCGCGCGUUACAUUACCUUUUAUAACCCGGCUGAUUGACACGCGAGAACUGGUCCGGGGCAAUAAUAAUAAUGUAUUAACCUCGCGUUACCCGGCCCGCGUACGAUGAUAACAAUAAUCAUCAUAAUACUCCGCUCGCCGCGUUUCCCCCGUAUGUAUGGAAUACACGAACUCCGCGUAUACCCGGCCGUCGUCGUCGUCGUCGUCGUAGCGCGCGCACUAUAUUAUAUUAUAAUACUCGUACGCCAUUACACGCGUACGACACGCGGCGUUAUCUCGGCAAUAAUAUAUUAUAAUGGUAUUUAUAUUGUCCGCGAUCGUAAAUUUCGAAACGCGUCGACGGGUCACGGCGGCGGCGGCGUUAUUUACACCUCGUUCCGUUUCCGAGCGUAAAUCAUUUGCCCGGGGUACCGGGGUGGACACCGCGGUAACACGCGGUACCCGGGCCCGCUCGGCGCGGCUCCGGGAACGGGCCUUUGAACCGGUGCGCGAAGAUAACGUACGGGGGGGUGGAUGGCGGCGCGCGUGCUCGUUUAAUAAUAACGAUAAAAAUAUUACGGUCUUCGCCGCGGGAUCCUGUACGAACACGGACGGACGUGUCGGAUACGCGGUCCGGCGGCGGCGCGGUACGUGUAAUUCUCGGCUCGAGUUGGCACGACCGCACGACGACGGCGCUCGUGUUAUAUGACGCGACGCGACGUGCCGUGCCGUGGUGUUGUUGUUGUUGUUGUUGUUGUUGUUGUUGCUGCGUUGUUGUACCCGAUAGCGUAUACACCUAUACGACGUGACAUUAUAUUAUGCGUUAUUACGCCGGUCUACCCGGGGUUUUCGCCAACGCCGCCGUCCGGUUUAACCGCGCGCGCGCGCAACAGUUUAUGUAAUGUAAUUACGCUCACACGGUCGCGCCGACUCGCCCUCGCGCGUACGUAUCCGUCGUCGUCGCGUCCCCGUUACACGUACUCGUGUGCGACGGCGGGCGAAUUCGCUCUACCCACAACAUUGUAUUUAACAAGUACGCGUGUUACAGCGAACACUUGUAAACACAGGGAUCCUGCCAGUCCUCCCGGAGUCGCGUGGGGUUUUACGCGCGCGAUAACAAUAUGCGAACGGACUAAAACCGAUCUCGGUAUAAACCUUUCCGUUCGAUUUUCUCGCCCCUGUACUGCUGUGCCCGAACGAUACGCGUAACAACGGGCGUCCCAUAUUAAUACGCCAGUGGCCGCAUCCGAGUCCCGUCCCGAAUGUGAAGUACGAAUUCAAGGAUACACGAGUUAUUCCCGUCGCUCUUUGCGUUUUCUGCGCAAUACUUAUACCAAUAUAGUGUGCAAUUUACGAGUACGAUGACUGUUCUCUAUUAUUUUGAAAUAAGGGAAUUAUUAUUGCUCUCGCUGCUUUCAGUCAUCGCGCUAAAUAAUCGAAUUAAUAAUAGGUACUGUAUUAUUGGCGCGUCUUCGUGUCUAGAUGUAUUAUUUCUCAUUGUACUUGUAUAGUUAUAAUAUAACAUUCUAGUCGACCUUCGUUUUACCGGGCACGGAACGGGUAUACAUAUAAAUUUUCAUCACCCGAGACAGAAUCGGUGUUAAAAAAAAAGGUUAUUGAGACGCAACUCGGAUGCAGCCAUUAUUGUCUACGAAUUUUCAAUACCGUUAGUUCGAUACGAUAUUUGUUUGUAUUUGGUUGGUUUUUUUUCUUUUUGGUAAACAAACUCUAACCGAGUGCGUAGUCGGUAUUUUGUGUCACUUGCAGUAUUAUGAAGUUUUACGUCGUUAGAGCCUCUUGUAAUUUUCCAACUCGAUAGAUUAAUUCUUUGUCUGACAGCGAGUAAUAUUAGUUCUUUUGUUGGCAUCAUUAGUGAUGGGAUUUUCACUUUUCGAAGUUACGCCGUAUCACACGUACAGCUCAAGUUGUCACAUCGAGUUCGAGCGGUUCCAUGUCGACGUUAUUGCGGCGAGAUUCGCGUCCCACCGAACGCUGCAGCACUCUGUGGCUAUUCCGUGUUUGUCGCUGCAAUCGUGUCACUUUUCCCCCCAAAAAAUAGGAGAAAAAAAGCGCUUCGCCAUUGAAUAUUCGCGAACGUACGUUAUACGAGUCGUUCGGGCGAUAUUAUCUCGCGCAGCUUUGGGCAACACCGAAUCCGAAAUCCGUUUAACGACAUGAGAAAAAAAAAAAUCCGAAAUCACGUCCCCCCUCCGGGCUCGUAAGAAAAAAUUCCCGUCGCCUAUAGUUUCGACACAUAAUAAUUAUUCGGGAUCCGUUAACGGCGCGAGUGACGACAUCGCCCCGACAGAGUUAAAAAAAACGACAUAAUAAUAAAUAUAUAAUAUACUCUAUUACCAUCACGCUGUUUAAUAUCUGUUCACUACAUUAUAACAGACACGCAAAAGGAUUACAUCCUCGUAUUUUUUUAACACUUUUUUUUUUUUUGUUGCGGGUAUAUAUAUAUAAAAAAAAAUCAGGUUUCAAAUUGAACCCGUUAAACGAACAGAUGGGGCACAUGAUUGCACAUUUGGUUCAGGGCAUAAUAUUAUUAUUUUAUAUGUACGAGAGCAGAGACGGUAGCGAUUUCCUCUUUAAAUCAUUUUCCGCCGUAACGCGAGCGAGGCGGAAAAGGAAAAAAAAAACAAUUAGGCGUACCAUAUUUGUAUUUUCGUGUUACACGUGGUUUUUCGGAGUUAUUAAUAUUUCGUUGAACUCGAGCGCGGUGUGUUUUUCGCGUGAAAAAACCGAAACAGAAAUCCACAUGGCCGCCGGGAACUUAUUACGCGACUCGUACAAAUAAAGUGAAAAAAAAAAAUGACUGAUACUGCCGACGGGAUGUGGGAUAGGCGCCGACUAGACCACCAACUUUUGGGGUGCUAAAAUUAUUGACACGUCGCAAACCCAUAGUGAAAAUACCACCACAAUUCCCUUUACUCGAUACUUACAAUAAGCAACUAAGCAUUUUAUUUACAAUUUUCCUAUAAAAAUGUAUUGUAAUUUUUUAACCGCAUUUUUUUUUUCUGCGCACAUACAUUGUCUGCAGUUGAUAAUAUUUGUAUUUCGUUCUGUUUAUUAAUUACGAAACACGUGGAUAUUUAGUCUGUACUGUAAAAUAGUUUAUUGGGUAUUUUUGGCGGUAUUUUGGCCAAUAUUUUAAACUCUGGGUUGUUAACCUGGAAACCGGAAGUAACUUAAAAUGGAGUAACUUAAACGUAUAUCCGUGUUCAGACGAUAUCGGAACGGUUUAAGGGCGGCGGACCCAUUAUACAGAACCGAUAGGGGAAUCGCAGUGCCGAGUAGAAGAGAGAACUGUGUAAAAAAAAAAAAACACCGCGUACAAAUCGAUGAAUAUUUGUUUUGUUUGUGUUUCUCUCCCCACCCAAUACAAUUUCUACUGUGUACUUGCGCAUGUACGCUAACGAGUCGUGAUUAUACACGUUUACGGGUAUCGAGUCGUUAUUAUAAUGUACAUUUAAUCGGGCGGUGCGUAAUAUUACUUGAACGUUAUUGUAUUAUAAUACGUCCGUAUAACGAAAUCACGUCGGUCUAUCGGGUUUUCAUUUUUUUUUUUUUUUUUUUUCGAAUAUUAAUCGACGGGUUAAUGCGAAUUAAUUGCGCGACGCAGUCGGUUUUCUUAUUGCGAUAAUAUUACGCGGUCCGGUCCGACCGAGUAGUUGGUUACCGCAUUAUUAUUGUUGUAAUAUUACGCGUAGUAAUACAUGUAUUUUUUUUUUGUUUUUUAAUCGUGGGAUAAUAUUUUUAGUACUGAAAAAAAAAAAAAUAAUAAUAAUAAUAAGAAGUAAUAAUUAUAACAUUUGAACCGUUUUUUCUCUCUCUCUCUCUCUCUCUCUCUCUCUCUCUUCACGACGACGGUUUCGUAAUUAAAUGCGCGUUUUCGUCCGUUACUGUUUACGUAUUUGCGCGCGCGCGUUAUUAUCAAAAAUCAUUUGCCGCGAUAUUUUCGACCGCGGCGCCCAACACAGAACUCGAAAAACACAACAAUCGUCGUACCGCGGUGUCGAUCCGAUGCCCCCGCGGUCGCUGUACCGUGACGUGGCGGGUACGAAACGCGGUUGACCGACCGCCGUCGAUUGUGAAUCGGCGGUGCGGUGGGAGGGGGGCGGGCGCCGGGGCGUAGGUUCGGGUACGACGCGGACGGAAAAGAAACGCGAGUCGUGUAAUACGUCACUCGCGUACGAAACGGCGCGCGGAAUGUUUUGGCGUGUGAACCGAUUUUUUUUUCCCCCCCGAUUUUUCGAACGCUUCGGACGCGCCGUCGUACCGCUGUAUUUACCCGGUUUUAUUUUUUAAUUUUUUUUUUUUUUUUUUUUAUGGGUAUACCCGUGCCCGGACCGUUCUCGCGGUGAUCGCCGCCGCCCCGGACGAACGUAUAAAAAUACCGUCGCGCAACGUCCCGCCCGUGAACCGCGUCAUCUCGGCCGGCUCGCAAAGGACAACGGCGUAAUACACUUGUUGCUACACUACGGCCGCUCGGGUCGGUGCGGUGUACGCGCAUAGAGAAACGCUCGCGCGCGCGCGCGCGCGUAUAUAAUAAUACGUAUACGCGCAUCCCGGUACGUCACGUAGGUACAUAUUGUUCUAACCUAUAAAUGGGAUUGCCGGGACGGCGACGAUUGGUCCUUGUCCGGCCGAACCCGGAGACAGAUGGUCUCUGCGCGGCGCAUACCCGCUUUCUGUAUACAACAACACGAUAUAAUAACCGACCGCCGUCGUCGGAUAAUAAUUAUAAUUUUAUUCUUGUACGAUUACAAAAAAAAAAAAAACAAUAAUAAUAAUAAUAAUAAAAAACCAGAUUGUCAACCUUUAAUUACCUAACCGGGAACUGGAUCCCGUCGAUUCCUUGGAAUUAUUCAUUUCCCACACACUGCGCGCGUAUAUUAAAUACGCGCCGUAUAAAUAAUAUCGGCCGCGGCUCGCUGUUGCACACCUGUUGUAUAAAAUAAUAAUAAUACGCUAUAUUCGCGACGAUAUGUGACCUGCAUCCGUAAUCUGGAACGGCGAUUUUUUUUUUUUAUUAUUAUCAUUUUUUUUUCCAAUAAUCGCGUUCCCAUGGUGGAACACGCGAUCCGACCGAUUAUCCCGGUUCACUAUCUCCCCGUUCCGUCGAGUCCGGAGCGGUUUGAACCAGCCACCUCGUCCAAUUUAAUCACGCACCCCCCUCCCCCCGGACGUGAUAAGAAAUUGAUGAUAACGUACAGUUGUAUGCCCUCCGCCCACCAGAUAUGCCCGUCCAAGGCCGACGCCUACUUAUUCAGCGGCCGACCGCUAGCGGUGGAUCCAGAGGGGGCGACGGGGUCGGGUUCCCCCUUAAAACACCGUAGUGGAGUUUAAUUUACUAUUUUUCGCACUUUUUUUGCCCCUCACAAAUAUGAGUUCCGGAUCCGACCGCCGCAAUAUUCUUUCGCGUACUUUUCCACUCGCCUCGGCCGAUUUAUAACGACUACCCUUAUGCGCAUUUUCAUUGGUAAAGGUUUUAUUAACUCUGGACUUUUUUUUUUCCUGUUCUCAGGGUUCGCCGGCACACAGUGCGAAAUCGACGUGGACGAAUGCGAAGCCGGUCCGUGCGAUAACGGCGGCGUGUGCACCGACAUGAUAAACGGAUACAAGUGCUCGUGCCCAGCAGGGUUCUCGGGGCCCCGGUGCCAGACCAACAUCGACGACUGCGUGAGCACCCCGUGCCAUCACGGCGGCAUAUGCCACGACUCCAUAGCCGGCUACCAGUGCGAGUGUUCGCCCGGGUUCACCGGAUUCAAUUGCGAGCACAACAUCAACGACUGCCUGUCCAACCCGUGCAAGCACGGCGAGUGCAUCGACGGCCAGAACUCGUUCACGUGUUCCUGUCAUCCCGGUUACACCGGACUCCUGUGCCAAGACCAGCUGGACGAGUGCGCGUCCGCGCCCUGCCAGCACGGCGGAACGUGCGAGGACUUGAUCAACGGGUACCAGUGCCGCUGUCGGGCCGGCACUUCCGGUUCCAACUGCGAGGUGAACAUAAACGAAUGCGUGUCCAAUCCCUGUCGGAACGGAGCGAAAUGCAUCGACGGAAUCAACAAGUACGUUCCGUUGUAUCUGUUGUGCAGUAUUAUACUCGUAUAAUAACCGACGUGUUUUUACGAUGCCAAAGUACUGACGGUUGUUUUUGUUUUUUUUUUCCUCCCCGUAGGUAUUCGUGCGACUGUCUGCCCGGUUUCACGGGUUUACACUGCGAAAUGAACGUGGACGAGUGCGCCAGCAGUCCCUGCGCCAACGGCGGGAGUUGCGUCGACCUGGUGGCCGGUUGGCGGUGCGAAUGUCCCCGAGGCUAUUACGGACCCCGGUGCCUGUCCGACAUCGACGAGUGCGCCAGCAACCCCUGUUCCCUGAACGCGCUGCGCUGCGAAGACGGUCUCAAUCAGUUCAUAUGUCACUGUCGGCCCGGUUACACGGGGAAACGGUGCGAAGUCGACAUAGACGAGUGCAGUUCCAACCCGUGCCAGCACGGCGGAGUGUGCACCGAUCGCGUGAACGGUUACACGUGCCAAUGCAAGCCCGGCUACUCGGGACACAACUGCGACAUAAACAUCGACGACUGUGCCAUAAACCCGUGCAAGAACGGCGGUUCGUGCAUCGAUUUGGUGAACGCUUACAAGUGCGUCUGCCAACUGCCGUUUACCGGUUCGGAGUGCCAGGGCCGUUUGGAUCCGUGCACGCCGAACAGGUGUCGUAACGGGGCCAAGUGUUCGCCUUCCAGCAACUUUUUGGACUUUGCGUGCGAAUGUUCGAUCGGAUGGAAGGGUCGCUUGUGCAACGAAGACGUGGACGAAUGCGCGUUGACCGCGCCUUGCCGGAACGGCGCGACGUGUCAGAACACCGACGGAUCGUACAAGUGCGCCUGCGCCCCCGGAUUCCAGGGCCGAGACUGCGUGAUCAAUACCGACGAAUGCGCCUCUUGUAAGUGUCUAUACGCCGUUGUUGCGCUCUGAUUUGUAUAUUAAUUCUAACCGUGCGAUUUUUCCGAUUCUAGCGCCUUGUCAGAACGGAGCCACUUGUCUGGACGGCAUCGGCGAUUAUACUUGCAUGUGCUCGGACGGUUUCUCCGGUCGCCACUGCGAAGUGGACGUCGACGAAUGUCUGUCACAACCCUGUCUGAACGGAGCCACGUGUAAACAGUACGUCAAUUCGUAUACUUGCACGUGUCCCAUCGGAUUUUCCGGCAUGUACUGUCAGACGAACGAUCAAGACUGCACGGAUUCGUCUUGUAUGAACGGCGCCACUUGCGUGGACGGCAUCAACAACUACACUUGUAUAUGCCCCGCCGGGUAAGUAAACCAAUACGUUUGCCAAUCGAAUCGGAACCCGUAUACGAUUACACGAUUAACGUUGAAAUUUGUUUUUACGUGCGCAGGUAUACAGGCUUGAACUGUCAGACCAGAAUAAACGAAUGCGAUUCGUCACCGUGCGAGAACAGCGGCACUUGUCUGGAUCACGGCAAAUAUUACACGUGCCACUGCGCGUACGGUUACACGGGGAAAAACUGCGAGUCGUUGAUAGACUGGUGUAGUGGCGGCGGCGGCAUGCCGCAGCCAUGCGAGAACGGAGCCACGUGCAAACAAAUCCAGAACUUGUACCAAUGCGUGUGCCAGCCGGGUUGGACGGGUAAGGUAUGCGACGUGGAAAUGGUGUCGUGUAACGACGCGUCUCUGCGUAAAGGAGUCCGGCGCGACGCUCUGUGCCACAACGGCGGCGUUUGCGAAGAUAUCGGCAACAGUCACAGGUGUCACUGCGCCGACGGCUACACCGGCAGUUAUUGUACGAAGGAAAUCAAUGAGUGCGACUCGGCGCCUUGUCAAAACGGAGCUACGUGCAGGGAUUUAGUGGCCGGAUAUUCGUGCCAGUGUCCUCGCGGUUUCCAAGGACAAAACUGCGAACUGAACGUCGACGACUGUCACCCGAAUCCCUGCCAGAACGGCGGAACGUGUCGCGAUCUAAUCAACAGCUUUAGCUGUUCUUGUCCGCCCGGCACAUUGGGCAUUAUUUGCGACAUAAAUAUCGACGACUGCACUACGGACGCUUGCCACAACAACGGUACUUGUAUCGAUCGAGUCGGAGGUUUCGAUUGCCGUUGUCCGGCCGGCUUCGUCGGUCACCGUUGCGAAGGCGAUAUAAACGAAUGCCUGUCGAACCCGUGCGAUCCGUAUGGGACACUGGACUGCGUACAGUUGGUCAACAAUUUCCAUUGCAAUUGUCGGGCCGGUUACAUGGGCAGGCAUUGCGAAACCAAGGUCAACUUUUGCGAGAGCAGCCCGUGUCAAAACGGCGGUGUAUGUUCCCAGGUGGAAGGAGGCCAUACGUGCGUCUGUCCGAAAGAGUUCUCGGGCAGGAAUUGCGAAUUCUUCGGCGUCGACUGUGACUCCAGCCCGUGCCAAGGCGACGGGUUGUGCCAUUCCCUGGAACACGGCGGAUACCAAUGUGAAUGUCCGCCAGGUACAGCAGGUACUCAUUGUGAAAUCGAUAGCUACAACGAAUGCGAGAGUAAUCCGUGUGAACACGACGGAACAUGCCAAAACAAACUCGGAGACUACGCGUGCUUCUGUCCGCCGUAUUGGUCCGGAAAGAAUUGCAAUAUUUACGAUUCGAAGUUUAAAGGUGGUCUAGGAAAAUUCCCGUCCAAAGGAAUCAUGACGAAGAAAGAUUACGAUUGGGAACGAGAGCUCGCCGCUUGUGUAACUAACGGCUGCGCAGCCAAAUCUCAAGACAACAGGUGUCAUCAGGAAUGUAAUACGGCAGCUUGUGAUUUCGAUGGCGGGGACUGUUCUCUCGGUCUAAAUCCUUGGAGGAAUUGUACAUCGACGAAAAACUGUUGGCAAGUGUUUGCUGACGGACGUUGUGAUGUUGAAUGUAAUACGCCCGAAUGUCUGUACGACGGUAGAGAUUGUGAAAGAACGCUGAUGCCUUGCAAGUAUGUAUUUUCGGUUUUUGUUGUAUGCAUAAUAAUAAUAAUGUAUUCAAUAAUAAAAAAUAAAUAAUAAUACUAAUUUUCAAAUUAAAUUUGUUUUAGUCCAAUUUACGACGCGUAUUGUCAAAGUCAUUAUGCUAAUGGACACUGCGAUUACGGAUGCAAUAACGCUGAAUGUAAUUGGGACGGUCUGGAUUGUGAACGAGAACCUCCUAAAAUCGCUGAAGGUGCCAUGCGAUUGGUGCUCAGGAUGGACUACCAUCAACUAUUAUCUAAUUUAACAUCAUUCUUGCGAGAUGUACGUGUAUACAGCAAUUUCGAUUUGUUUUGAAAAUAUUUUCAAUAUUUAACAUAUAACAAUAUUUUUACAGGUUGGUCGAGAGUUAAGAGCUACUGUCCGGGUUAAACAAGACGAAUUGACCAGCAAACAAAUGAUAUUCCCUGCAGAAAAUCCCCCGGGAGCUGUUGUGGUUUAUUUGGAAAUCGAUAAUAGAAAAUGUGAAAUAACCAGAGACGUUGAAUGUUUCUCGAGUGCUACGGGGGUAAGUUUUAUAAAACUGUUUAUUUUUAUUUAAUCGUAAUUUAUAUUGCGUGCGUAUUAAUCACGUGUUUGUUUAAUUUUCAGGCUGCCGGAUUUUUGGCCGCUUCGGCUGCUAGUCAUGCUCUCUCGACAUCGUUCCCCAUUUACAGGGCCGAAGGUGUUGGCCCCGGAAGUCCAAUCCCAAUAGAACCACCCAGGAGCAGCACAGCAUUAGUGUUGACAGGAAUGUUUUUGAUAUUAGUCGUUGGUCUUAGUUUAGGGGUGUUAAUAUCGACACAUCGAAAGAAGGCCGCUGGCAUAACAUGGUUCCCCGAAGGAUUCUUGCGUACUGGCAGUAACAACAGUAGAACCAGCACUCAAAGGCGAGUGCCCGACGGACAAGAACUCCGAACGAUGAAACAGAAUAACAUGACGUUGAGUUGUAUGGACAUGAAUAGCGGUGCGAUGACGAUCGGAAGGGGCGCCGGCGCUUGGUCGGACGAAGACGCCGAGGGAGAUAUGCCACCCGCAAAACGACACAGGCCCGCGCCGAUAUCAUCGCAGCCUUUGGACAAUCCUUACGAUGACGUUUGGAGUCAUUGCAACUUGAAUUCCAACGACAAUAAAGCCACUGUUAUGUAUACGCCGCCGUCUAGGGUAAGUUUUUAUCGGGGUACUUUUUACAGUGUUUUUAAACGCUUGUUUGUUUUUUUUAUAACACAGGAAACCGAAGUCAAUGAAAGACUUCCGGGAGGAUUGACCAGACUCAUGGACGUAACGGUCGCUGGCGGUGCUGGAUUGGACACGAGCAUCGAUAAUGAAGACGAAGACGGACAAGACGCGACGACCAAUAUGAUAUCGGAAUUGGUGUCCCAAGGCGCCGAGCUAAACGCCACACUGGAUAAAACCGGAGAGACUUCGUUGCAUUUGGCCGCGAGAUACGCUAGAGCAGACGCAGCAAAGCGUUUAUUGGAUAUGGGCGCUGACGUUAACUUUCAAGACAACACUGGCCGUACACCGCUGCACGCUGCAGUAGCCGCUGACGCGAUGGGCGCUUUCCAAGUAAGUUGUUCGUUAUUACUCAGUUUGUGGGUACGAAGUUGUUAUAAAAUACGUGUUUUUAAUCGAUAUGAAUUCAAUAUGCGCUAGCAAUGUUUAAUAUUAUUAUGUUCGAGUGGUCUUAAUAGUAUUUUUUUUUUUUUUUUAUUUUUUUACUUAAGAUUCUACUAAGAAAUCGAUCGACAAAUUUAAACGCGAGAAUGCACGACGGAACGACGCCACUGAUAUUAGCGGCCAGAUUGGCCAUCGAGGGGAUGGUUGAAGACUUGAUUCACGCUGAUGCCGAUAUCAAUAUACCCGAUAACAGUGGAAAGACGGCAUUGCACUGGGCCGCAUCGGUCAACAACGUGGACGCCGUCAACAUUCUGCUGGCCAACAACGCAAACAAAGACGCCCAAGAUGACAAGGUAAAUAAAUAAAAAACAUUUUUCUUAGAAUUUCUCUUUUAAGUAGAGUGAACUUUGAGCUUUGUCCCAAAAUGAGUUUAUCUAAUCGGUGUAUUGUUUAGGACGAAACGCCGUUGUUCCUGGCCGCCAGAGAAGGAAGUUUCGAAGCGUGCAAAGCACUUUUGGACAACUUCGCUAACCGGGAGAUCGCUGACCACAUGGAACGGUUACCGCGGGAUAUGGCGAGCGAACGGUUGCAUCACGAUAUUGUGAGGUUGUUGGAUUCACACGUGGCGCACCCCAACGCCCAGACCAUGGUGCCGGUCAACAACAGUUUCAUGAGUAAGUCGCAACGGAACCGGGUGGCGCGGCCGUUAGUGCCUCUGCCCAAGAACACCGGGACACCGCCAAAGAUGACGGACAUUGACAUCGGGAUGUGUUUGUUCACAGACUCGCAGCACAUGAUGUCUGGCGGCCAUUCUAACAUCAGCAUACCCGGGUUGAAGUUGAACAACUUGAACGGUGGCGGGGGAACGGCCAAGGGCAAGAAGAGGCCGAAACCGUCGAAUCCCACGAGUCCGGCUGACUCGAUGGACUCGAACGUGUCGCUGAAGCGGAAGAGCAGUGUCAAAAAUAAACCGCCACCGCCGUUACCGCCAAUGUCGGCGGCCAUGUCGUCCACGGCGGUCGCGCCCAGCAACAAGAAACCGUUCGGCCUGGACAUCACGUGCGCUAGCGGUCCCAAUAACAUGGAUCUGAUGGCACUAGACGUGUCCAGGCUGUACGGAACAAGUGGCGGCGUCGGCGGCUUGCCUCAACAACCGCCUGCCUAUGAGGAGUGUUUGUCGCAGUUGCCAAUCGCCUCACAGAGGCCAUCUAUUGCCAACUACGGUGCGGCUAUGCACCAUCAACAGCAGCAGCAGCAGCAGCAGCAGCAGCAGCAGCAACAGCAGCAGCAACAGCAGCAGCAACAGUCCGACUACAGGGCCAUACACCAGCAGCUGUUGGGCAUGCAGGCGUCCUUCCAGGAACCGUCGCCACCUCACAGCGUGGUCAUGUCGCCGUCGCCUGGAAAGACGCGACCGUCGCUACCCACGUCGCCUACUCACAUGCAGGCCCUCCGGCACGCCACUAUGCAGGCGGUCGACCCGUUUAGUCACUUCCAUCACUUCUAUGGAAGCGUGCAGCAGCCACCGCAGUCGCUCCAGCCGCCGCAAUCGCAUCACUCGCAACAAUACCUGACGCCGCCGUCCGACGCGGCGCCCGAAAGCUUUCCGACGCCGUCGCCAGACUCGCCGUGGCACUGGUCCUCAUCGUCUCCUAACUCCAAUUCCGACUGGUCCGAGGGCAUAUCAUCGCCACCCAACAACAUUAAUAACUGCAAUAACAACAACAGCAACGGUCAUCCCAAUAAAGUGUCUGACGCCGUUUAUAUAUAAUAUGCAGAUUGAUGUUAUUAGUUAGGUUUAGUUAGGGCAAUUUGUUUGUUAUAGAAUAUAAAAAUUUAAACAAUUAUUUGCAAUUCCUUUACAUUUAUAAUAUUCGCAACGGUGCCAUUCGUUAACCUCAGCAGUCUUGACAAGACCACCUCGUCAAGGUUACGUUACGCCCUACCUAACCUAACCUAUGUCGGUCGUCGCCAAUACCAACAUAUUUUAACCUAUGAUUAUUAUUUUAGUUAUUUUAAUUAUUUAUGUAUGUGUAUGUAUAUAAACCACAAACGUGUUGCAAAAUUUUUUUUUUUUUAAACUAAUUUUUCCAUCUUUAUUAAUGUGUACAUACGUUAAAAAAAAUUGUUCAAAGUAUAGAUUUUAUUUAUGUAUACAUACGCAUAUAAAUAUUUUUAUCGCUUUCUUGUACAUUUUUUUAUUUUUAUCUUUAUUAUUAUAUUGUCAUCGAUACCAUUUCUUCCCAUCCACCCAUUAUUCGUGUACCAUGAUGGACAUGGUGUCUACCAUUCUUUAUUAUUAUUAUUAUUAUUUUUAUUAUUAUUAUUAUUAUUAUUAUUAUUAUUAUUAUUAUUAUUAUUAUUAUUAUUGUUCUCUUUUUUUUUUUUUUAAUUAUUAUUAUUAAUUUUGUCUCGUUGUCUUGUCGAGAUACGCAGAACGAAUCUAUCGAACAAUCUUUACAAUAAUCUUUUAGACUUAUUCGGUGGUUAAAUAAGCACAACGACAAGACUGCUAGGGAUCGAAAUGUAUUAUUUUUAAAUAUUUUUUUUUUUGUAAAUACAAUUUGUAUAAUUCAGGGAUUGUUCGAUCACGAUCUCAUCACAUGACAUAAAUAUAUAUAUAUUUUUUUUUUAAUUUUAUUGUUAUUGAAAUAUUAUUGUAAUUAUUAUUAUUAUUAUUAUUAUUAUUAUUAUUAUUUUUUUUUUUGUAAUUUUAUGCUGUGGACAAAUAGGAAUAUUAUUAUUCACAAAAAAAAGAUACAUUGUAUAUUUUUUUACUCAUACAAAUUACAUAUUAUUAUUAUUAUAUUAUUAUAUAGGUAUUAGAAAAAUAAAUUAUAUUAUUGUAUAAUAAUUAUUAUUAAAUAAUAAAAUCAUUAAGGCUCUCCUUCAGAAAUUUAUAUUGUAAUAAAUUGCGGAGAACCUCGUUAUGGGUUUAAUAUUUUGUUCUGUGAUUCUAAUAUUUAGCAUUAUAAUAUAAAUGCAAAUCCACGGAUCCGUCUGUGUGUAUGCAUUAAACCUAGGCAUACGUAAUACGCAUUUUAUAUAGUAAACAUAAUGUUGUUUUAGGUAUAGUUUUAAUAAUAUUAUUGUAUUUUAAUAAACAACGAAUACAUCAAAAUUGACC
Messenger RNA from Cinara cedri, 77892 nucleotides. NCBI's taxonomy places the organism in Eukaryota, Metazoa, Arthropoda, Insecta, Hemiptera, Aphididae. The record is from the annotation of a GenBank genome assembly.